AGAGAGAAGAGAGGGGAGAGGGAGGGAGAAAGAGAGAGCAAGAUCUGUGUAUGUGAGAGAGAGAAUGGUCACAAGUUAUAGACGAGUGUUUCCAAACUUGUCAACUGCAGAUGACAAAAGCAGUGUCCUCUCAAGAGAAUAAAACAGACACACCGGACAUCACUGGCAGCUGAGAUUAAUCAGACCAAGAGUGAUUUCUUACCAUGGAUCCCAUGUCUCUGCGGCUGUUUGUGGCCCUAAGUUUAUUGGUGCAAUUUAUUUCGGCCAGUCCCAUCAUGGGGUUGGAAGAUGACUUGCCUUUAUAUGAUGAAGACCUUACGGAACAGGAUGGGUUUGAUUUCAAUUCCUUACUGGAAACCAUGAAAGAUGACUUCCUGAAAACUCUAAAUCUCACUGGGAUCCCAGUUCAGGCACCUGUCAAGGUGGAGCCGCCGGAAUACAUGCUAGAACUUUACAACAAGUUUGCAAAGGACCGAACUACCAUGCCUUCUGCUAAUAUUGUACGCAGCUUUAAAAAUGAAGGUAAGAGCUCGGAAAUGGGGUAGUAAUGAAGGUACAUUAAGAAUGGGCAUUGAAUAACUAAUUUUUAUUAUUUCUCCAGUGGAGUUUCUUCACAAUAUUAUUUGUGCGACCAUAUCACGCAUGUCAAAUACUGUUACCCGAGAUGAUAUUGAUUUUAUUAUUUGGUCAAAUUCACAUCUACAUAUAUUUAUAUAACCAUGAACAUUUGGAAAAUAUUUCUUACAAGUGCCUUUGCUUUUUUGACCUUGUCAUCUACACUGCUAAGUCGUGCUUCGUAAUUCUGUUGCAGUCAUCCAAGUGAAAUAAUCUCACUUUUGUACAGACAUUGAAACGUGCAAAAUUUAGGCACUAGUGACACAGAGAGCAGAAUUUUUUGUUACUUAGUUUCUUGACGUGCCACAAAUACAGCAAAAACAGACUAGGCCAGUUCACUCAGCUGCAGGUUUUCCAUGUUCUAAUACUGAUUCAUUUAAUUGCAUUACAUAACUAAAGUCAAUUAGACGUGUCAUGAUUCUGUGAAUACAUAGGCUGUUAGACCAUCUGAAUUUCAAAGCUUUAUUGCAUGUUACAAACACCCUCACUUCUGUCCAUCCCCACCUCCUUCACUCUAUGUCCCAGUGUAAUUGUUACCUGUCUCUCUUUUUACUGAUAGAUACAGUGUUUAUCAGGUUAUUGCUGAUUAUUUUUUUUAAUAUCUAUUCAUACAAUGAUCAUUUAUAAAAAAUGUGUGUAGGUCCUCAUGCUCUGUGGGUUUUAAAAGGUUUUCUUGUGGUUUCCAAAAGUGUACAGCGCCCACAAGCAGUUUGACAGAUGUUUUACAAGUGACAUUUCUAACCAAUCAAAUGAUUGACUUGUAGCACUUGCUUCUCCCACAACAACUUCAUGUGAUUCAUAUUGUGUUAGAACACAUAUAAUGGAAAAAGAACGUCUUCUCAAAAAUAUGUAAAGAAACAGUUAAACCCAUUUGGCUUUUCAUUUCGUAUUAACUCUGCAUUUCCUGUUUUUCUUGAACAUUAACAAGAAAGAAGAUGUGUUUCUAACCCUUCCAAUCGCCUUACAAUUUAUUUGCUCACUAAAAGCGCAGUCCUAAAACCUUCACUGACUUUAUACAAUAGUUCCAGCUGCUUCCCAUCUCUGAUAUCUAUUCAUCUCUCUCCAGACUCAUAUAAAAUAAAUUUUGUUGUGGGAAAGGCCCCAUCUUAAUUUCAUGCUGGGGGUCACAGGGCAGUGGGACAGUUGCAACACAAAAUCAACAUCUAGGCAUGUUUUGAACAACUUAAUUCCCACUAUUUCUUCUCAAAAUGGCAAAUGUUUGCUGAACACGUUGAAUACUGUUGAACAGAUUAAAGAUCUCAUUUCCUACACACAAAAACUUCCAUUUUAUUUGUGUGCACCAUAUGUUUGGCAAAACUUUUUCAAGACGGACAUGUGAACUCAGAAUCUCCUUACAUAUGUUCCUGACACAAUCAUGCAGAAGAAAGUCAAACACUUCAUUCACGUAUAUUGCAAUGGAUUUCUGUUUGCAUGCUCAUUUGCAAAUGGCAUCAUAUCAUUAUCACUCAAAACAUAUCUUUAAAGUUAUCUUAGCCCCUACUAAACAGAUGGGAUACAUAAUAAUAAAAAUAAAUGAAUGGUACCUCUGCUGGUAACUUUGCAACUCUUCUGGGUAUAUUGACGGUUAUGAAUUAAAUGAAUUGCAUGGAGUAACAGUUCAGCUAGAUGGGGCAAAGUGGGUGGGCCAAGUUUGUCUACUUUCAAAGUCAAGAUGGUUUGUCAGUUAGUCUUUCUUCUGUUGUUUGUGUUAUAUAUCCUGUUAUUUAUUAGUUUGAUUAUACAAGGCUGGGGGAGUUAAGAUCUUAGCCAUAGUUCCGAAACCUCUUAGAACACAAAGGGUGUAUUACACAGCCAAACUGGCUUCAUCCCAGAAUAAAUCUGUGCAUGUACAAUAUGCAGGCAGAACGUCUGUGUUUAAUUAUCUUUAAACUUCCCGAGCUCCCAGUGGGCUAUACAUUGUGAAAAAAUACAGUCGAUAAAUCUUUUACAUGAUCACCAUCCCUCUAUAUUUUUGCCCACAAAAUCUCAUUAUGGUGAUUAUGUUUUUGGCUUGGAAGUGUCUCCACAAAUGACCUUUUUAAAUCAAAUGAAUCUGUGUAAGACUGGUAGAAUAUGUGAAUCUAACUCUGAAGAUAGAAAAAAGUCAAAAGUAGGAUUUUCUGUGUUUUUCUCUACCUGCUGGAAAACCUUCGACCCCAUGUGAUCCCAGACCUGAAUUUAGAUCAAAGAAAACCCUACAAGUUUUUGAUUUUCUUAAUGUGUUAACAUUGAUCAAUGAAUAAGGAUAGUAUGUGGCUGAUUUAGUGUUUUUGUGUGUGUGUGUGUGUGUGUGUGUGUGCUGUCAUACGCCUGUGGUGUCUUCAUGGACAUUUAUAGUUGCAAAUGAAGGAUGCAUUGAUUUUUUUAUGUAAAUGUUCCAGAGUGUAGUCCUGUCACAUCUGGAUUAUGUAACACUGACAUGGCACAUUUUUUGCAUUGUAUUAAUCAACGCAUUAUUGGGCUUGAGAAAAUGGCAUGGACCAGAUUACAAUCAUUAUUUUGUAAUAAGUUCUUUAAAAAUAACAGAACAUUCUGUUGGAUUGUGAGGAUCAUUGUAUAAACGAAAGCUUCAUUUAUAGACAAGUGGCACAUGAUCAGCACCGUUGCAAGAAAUAAUGUCUGGAAAUCUACCAGGAUGAAUUAACUUCUGUUCCCAUUACAUAUGCCAUAAGACUAAUUCGUGUAUGAGAAAUAAGAGGAUCCAUUUAAAUUCACAGGUUAGAGUUCAAUAAAAAUUGACCAGAUAAUAGAGAUUUGUAGAACAGAAGUUAUAACACACAAACUACAAACACCAUCUUGCAUGAAUUUACAGCAAAGUGUGACCAGUGUACUGCAAAGAGAUAUUAUCCCCGAUCACUGGAUAGCAUUACAUAGGCAACUGCAUGUUUUAAACUUUCAACUUUAGAGGCAUAAAGCUCUAUUCUAGUUUAAGUGUCUGUCUAGUUCUACCUAGAGCAGACUCCUUAGUUAGGGGCUCACAUGUACGUGACUUGGUAAUGUUAGCACAAGAAUUGUAGAAUUACAUUUUCUUUCCCCUUCAUUGUGCCAUGCAUCUUACAAUGCGCAAGUUAGUUUAUUAAACAAUUUGAAUAAUUAUAUGAUAUUGUGGAGCUACAGAAAAGCAUACUGUUAUCUAUAAUUGCAUUUGUUUUAUCUUUAUUGUGUACAUAUAUUUACCAAGAUUUUAUUAAACAAACCUUUAAUAGUUUAAUAAUUUAUAUAAAGUCUCAUACCAUCAUAAAAAUAAAAUCUUAGAAUUGUAACAUCCUUUAGAUGAUUACCAUUAUUUAUACUGAACCAACAUAUUUCUGAGAAUGGUACGGCAGGUAAUUGAUACAUACAAGUGAUUGUGAUGGAAUAGCGUAAAAAGACGUGUGAAAGGUUUAAUUUGAUGGACUUAAGUCUUUCAUUCUCGAUGUGACUAUGUCACUUAGUUAACUGGGAGGAAGAGGCACGAAAGGUGAUGAGGGACCAGCUCCGUCGGGAUUACAAUCUAAAACAAGGGUGGUCAAAAGCUAGAACCCCAGAACUUCAGCUAGAACUGCAGCUCUUGUGAUGACAGAUAUGUCCUAAUUCACAAAUGCAUAUUCUACAACAGUCUGGCCUAUUUAACAUGCUACGUGGAGUUCACUUUAGUAAAUUUCAUAACUGACUUUGUUUGAUGUUUAAUGUCUGUCUUAAAUCUCUGUUUGGGAUUAUCUGUCUCUCUGAAGACAAAGUAGGAUUCAGCACAGAAAAGCACCAAUUAAAGAAACACUCCCACCUUUAUAAGAAUUUAAGCUAAUUUAAGUUGCUAUGAAAACAGGAUUGAACAUCAUCUUACCUUCAGGGGUUAAACCCUUUUGCAAUGGUUUAAAUAAAAAACUGGGGCUCCUGCUCCCAAGACCAGGCUUCAUUCUUCUUGGUGCUGCAGUAUGAGGAGAUUUUAGCUGGGUGGCCAGUAAAAGCAUCAGCAGACAGUCUCAGUCUAUCACUGGCCUCCCAUUGAGAGAAAAAGCAUGUACUACAAGGUCAGUUAUAGGCCAAGGAGCAGUAUGAGUGUAAAGAGACAGUAUGUAAUAUUCAGCCGUACUCUGCUCUCUUCUCACUCUCACAUUGCUACUCAGUGCCUGGGUCAGCCUUGAUAGGCUGGGCAGUGAAACAUGAACAUCUUCUGCCUUGGUCUUAUUUGAUCACACUACUAAGUGUGACACUGUAGAAAGUGCGAGCUGUGUACACCUCUGUCAUCUGGGGUUGGUUGCAAAUGGCCCCGAGUUUGAAAGGUACUAAGUGGCGGCCUUGUCCAAUCUGUACUUUAUCUUACUACUUAUCCAUAGAGGGUGCCAGGGCACCCCUGACACAGUGGCGGAUCCAGAGCCUGAUCUCGGGAGGGGCACUUGUAGAUUAUUUAAAGAAAUAAUCCAGACACAAUAACUACUACAGCUCAGUUUAGUGGUUAUGGUGUCAAUAGUGCCGGGACCCCCUCCUAGAGUAAGUAGUCAAACCGUUUAAGAACAGUUUGACAACUUACCUGAGGUCUGCUGGGAAAUGGGGCGGUAGUAGGGCAUAGGAGCAGUGAUGUGUGUGAAUGGUGCAAUGUGUAAGGGGUGCAGUGUGUGUGUGUGUGAGGGGGACAGUGUGUGAGCAGUGUGUGUGUGUGUGUGUGAAGGUUGUAGUGUGUGAGUAGGGGGGGCAGUGUAUGUCAGGGAUGCAGUGUAUGUGUGGGACAGUAUGUGUGUGUAACAGUUGCAGUGUGUGUGUGAAUGUGGGCAAUGUGUGUGUAUGGGGCGGCAGUGUAUGGGGGCAGUGUGUGUGUAUGGGGGCAGUAUGUGUGUAUGAGGGCAGUAUGUGUGCAUGGGGGGGCAGUAUGUGUGUAUGGGGGGGCAUGGGGGGCAGUAUGUGUGUAUGGGGGGGCAGCAUGUGUGUAUGGGGGCAGUAUGUGUGUAUGGGGGGCAGCAUGGGGGGCAGUAUGUGUGUAUGGGGGAGGCAGCAUGUGUAUGGGCAGUAUAGGGGGCAGUAUGUGUGUGUAUGGGGGCAGCAUGGGGGCAGUAUGUGUGUAUGUGUGUAUGGGGGGCAGUAUGUGUGUAUGGGGGGCAGCAUGUGUAUGGGGGGGCAGGGGGCAGUAUGUGUGUGUAUGGGGGGCAGUAUGUGUGUGUAUGGGGGCAGCAUGGGGCAGUAUGUGUGUAUGGGGGGGGCAGUAUGGGGGCUAUGUGUGUGUGUGUGUUAAGGGCAGGGGGGGGGCUUUUUUUAUAAUAUAUAUCUUUAUUUAAUUAAAAGAAAACAAAUAUUCUAUGUCCCCCCUCCCUUCUUACCUUUAUUGAGGAGGAGGGGGGACAUAUUUUCAUCCUUGGUGGUCCCAGUGGUGAUUCCCUGGUGGUCCCAGUGGUUACAGUGAACUCUAGCCCGCGCUCCCGGGCUAGAGUUCACUCUCGCGAGAUUUGGAGCGUUGUCAACGCUCCAAAUCUCGCGAGAGGAGGACCCGGAGGAGCUGCAGACUGAGCUCCGGGUCCUCCCUCCGCCGCCGGCUGUCAGCACAGUGCCUGCGGACCGGGGAGGGAGAUCUCUGAUCUUCCCUCCGGUCCGCAGGCACAUUGCAGGGCUGGCAGGGGAGGGAGACUGGCGGAUUUCUCGGGGGGGGCAAUUGCCCCGUUGCCCCCCCCUGGAUCCACCAGUGCCCUGACACCAUAUUCACUAGCGUUAUGUAGUGGUAAUGGGGCCCAUAGUGAUUAUUUAGCCCCUACACUACUGAGCUCUUUUGUAUUGAAUGAAUAUUAGAGUAGCUUUCAUUUGAAGCAAGAGAUACAUAGCCAGCAUAUAAACAUGUCAUAACACGGAAAUAAAGAUUAUGUAAAUUUACACAAUUGUUAUUUUUCACUUAUUUGUUCAUCCUUUAGAAAAAAAAUAUUUGGAACAUUUAUGGCAUACAGUGUCCUUUAUCUUGCAAUAUUUCACACACAUGGUCUGAAAUGUUUGUAUAAAACAAAAAUUCUAUUUUUCUCACAUACAGUUAGGGUUGACACCUUUCUUGGGAAAAAAUACCGGCCAUUCUAAUUUGCAAAUAUUAUGUUAUAAUACAUUAUUAUUAUUAUUUAUUAAUUAUGUAUGCGUGAAAUCACAGGUUGUAAAUCACAAUGAGUGACAUAAGAGAACAUUCUGUAAAAUCACCAAAAAACUACUCACAGUUUGAUUCUGCUGUAUAGAGGGAUUGCUCCCACUGUCUCCCUGUCUCGCAGUGUCUCCCUGUCUCUCAGUGUCCCUUAGUCUCCCAGUGUGUCCCUGCUUUGCAAUGUCUCCAUGUUUCUGUGUCCAUUAGUCUCCCAGUGUCUCCGAUCUGGCAUUGUCUCCAUGUCUCGCAGUGUCUCAAUGUCUCUCAUUGUCCCUUAGUGUCUCCAUGGCUCCCAGUUUCUUUAUGACUCUCAGUGUCUCCCAGUCUCCCCAUGUCUCUCAGUCUCCCCUAGAGUCAGAGGCGGGCUAUGAUGGGGGGCAGGGAGGCCAUCCUAAACCAUUUUAAAAAUGGCCGCUGCAGGGCCGAUCCUGGGCGGGUGCUGCGCCCAGACGCCAAGAGGUAGAGGGUGCCGUGCGGAGCAGGCCGAUGGCCUGUAAAAGGGAGCCCAGCAGGUGGCCUGUCAAAGGGAGCACAGCUGGCCACUUAAGGGCGUCCCCCAUAGCAAGGGAAAGUAGGCACCUGCUUAUCCCCGAUGGCAAGUGCCUACUCUGCAGCAAUAUACCGGCCAGGUGAAGGAGGAGGCAGGCGGCGGCGAGGGAGUGCUGACUGUGCUUAUGAUCUUCCUGCUCCCUCGCGCGCUCUCUGUGGGGGCUGGAAUAUGAUGUCAUCCCGGCACCACAUCACUAAACAGUGCGAGGGAGCAGAGAGGAGCAGGAAGAUCAUAAAUAGCCACGGGACCUCGGGGAGAGGACCCAGAGGACUCCUAAAGGUAGGAGCAACAAGCAAUAAAAUUAAUUUGUUAGAGUGUGUGCAAGACUGUGUAAGGCUGUGUGUGUCUGAAAGUAAGUGUGUGUGUCUGUCAGUGUGUGUGUCUGUCAGUGAGUGUGUGUGUGUCUCUCGGUGAGUGUGUGUGUGUCUCUCAGUGAGUGAGUGUGUGUCUCUCAGUGAGUGAGUGUGUGUCUCUCAGUGUGUGUGUGUGUGUGUCUGUCAGUGAGUGUGUGUGUCUGUCAGUGUGUAUGUGUCUGUCAGUGAGUGUGUGUGUCUCUGUCAGUGAGUGAGUGUGUGUCUGUCAGUGAGUGUGUAUCUGUCAAUAAGUGUGUAAGUGUGUGUCUCUCAGUGAGUGAGUGUGUGUCUGUCAGUGAGUGUGUAUGUCUGUCAGUGAGUGUGUGUCUGUCAGUGAGUGUGUGUGUGUGUCAGUAAGUGUGUGUAUGUCUGUCUGUCUGUCAGUAAGUGUGUGUGUAUUAUUAUUAUUAUUACUAUUAUUAUCGCCAUUUAUAUAGCGCCAACAGAUUCCAUAGCGCUUUACAAUAUUUUGAGAGGGGGUAUUUAAUUAUAAAUAGGACAAUUUCAAGAAAACUUACAGGGAGGAUAGGUUGAAGAGGACCCUGCUCAAACGAGCUUACAUUCUAUAGGAGGUGGGGUGUAAAACACAAUAGGACAGUAAGUGUAAGUGUCUGUGAAUAAGUGUGUCUGUCAGUGUGUGAGUGUGUGCGUGUCAGCAAGUGUGUCUGUCAAGUAAGUGGUUGUUACAUAGUUACAUAGCCGAAAAGAGACUUGCGUCCAUCAAGUUCAGCCUUCCUCACAUAUGUUUUUGCUGUUGAUCCAAAAGAAGGCAAAAAAAAAAAAAAAAAAACAGUCUGAAGCACUUCCAAUUUUGCAACAAACUAGGAAAAAAUUCCAUCUUGACCACAAAAUAGCAGUCAGGUGUCCUUUUGUAGAACAGGUGCCCAAAAUUGCACAGCAUAUUCAAGGUGUGGUCUUACCAACCAUUUAAAAAGAGGCAAAAUUGUAUUUUCAUCCCGAGAAUUUAUGCCCCUAUUUAUACAUGACAAAACCUUACUGGCCUUAGCAACUGCAGAUUGACAUUGCAUAUUGCUGCCUAAUUUGUUGUCUAUAACAAUUCCCAAAUCCUUCUCAUGUGUGGUUAUCCCUAAUUCACUACCAUUUACGGUGUAAGUUGCUUGUGCAUUCUUGACCCCGAAGUGCAUAACUUUGCAUUUCUCUACAUUAAAUUUCAUCUGCCAUUUUAGUGCCCAGUCCCCCAAUCUAUCCAAAUCCCUCUACCGCAAAGCAAUAUCCUGCUCACAUUUUAUUACUUCACAAAGUUUUGUGUCAUCUGGAAACACUGAAACAUGGCUUUCAAUGCCUAUUUCAAGAUCAUUUAUAAAUAUGUUAAAGAGAAGCAGUCCCAAAACAGAACCCUGAGGGACACCACUUACCACCUUUGUCCAGCCUGAAAAUUUACCAUUAAUGACAACUCAUUGUACUCUAUACAUAAGCUAAUUUGCUACCCAAUGUAACAGAACUCCCCGCAGUCCAACCGAGUACCUUCUGUUAAUGGACGCUUCCUAGCCUGCGCUGAGGACCACAAGCACCGCACCGGACACCACAACCACCGCAGACUCCACAACCGCCUUGGCUUAACUGGAGUCUCGCCGUCUUCGUCCACCCUGGAUCAACUUCUGUCCUCCAGGACCGAGAAGACCUCUCCUCCAGGAGAGCAUAACAGGAACAAGCUCUUAAAAGAGCUAAGUUAUUAAAGCUCAGGGGAGUAUGCAGAGCAUAGCAAUCCCCAGUGUGAGUAUAGCUGUCCCCUCCAAUCACGAGACAAGACUACUUGUUGAGGGUGAAGAAGAACUGACUGUACUGGCACAUACAGCCUCUUAUUCACAUUCUACAAACAUAGUACUGCCCACAGGGUUUUGAAAAGCAACCAAGCAACACAUUACAACACGGCUAACACUCCCAUUCAUUACAUCAGAAAUCCUCCCCUCUGCCUGUGAUACAAUUAUCUCAAAUUAUCUCAACACGAUAGACUAACUUAAUUAUCACAGGCAGAAAAAUACAGUAUUAUAAAACAAAUCACAGGGACCCCAAAACAUGCAAAAACCCCAUAAAAAUCUGGGUGAACCACAUAUGCAAAAUUCACCCAGAUCCGUUCAGUAAUUUGGAAGAUACGGUUUAAUGCAGAUCCCGCAGAACAUAUACAGGCUAUAUGAAAAAUAAUUACUGUUAAAUGUGUCCACUGUUCUGUAAAACUACUGAACGAUGUCUUUGUGCACCAAAUACUGGCGAAAUGGCACCGUGUAGAAAAGUCAAAACAGUGUCUGUGAGUUAAAAUGGCCAUCAUCCAUUGUUCUCACCAUGUGCUUCAUCCAUUGUUUUCACCAUGUGCCUCUGAUACAUGAAAUGGUGGCCACCCAGUAACUCCACAGUUUGUCUGGUAGUCUAUCCAGCCGAACCAACAGAUGAAACACAUGGGGAACAGUGCAACAAACGAAGGGAAUCAUAAAAAAUAUGGACAAUAGUCAUAUUUGUGCACAAUCUCCAGUUUUGUCACAGGGCACAAAUAGUGUUUUCAAAUGCCAUAUAUCCCAGGGCCAUAGUCAGCGAACACGUGGCGAGGUCUGUUCCGCCACACCCAAAAACAAGAAUAAUCAUCUAGACCAAUUUCUUUUAGUUUGAAAACUAACCUAUUGUGAGGAACCGUAUCAAAUGUCUUGGCAAAAUCCAAGUAGAUCACAUCUACGGCAACACCCUGAUCUAUUCUUCUACUACUUUGUAGAAUGCAAUUAGGUUAGUUUGACAUGAUGUAUGUUUCAUAAAACCAUGCUGAUUAUUGCUAAUAAUAAAGUUCUUCCUAAUUAAUUCCUGAAUAUUAUCCCUUAAUAGCCCUUCAAAUAUUUUCCCAGUCACAGAAGUUAAGCUCACAGGUCUAUAAUUUCCAGGCAAGGAUUUUGAACCCCUUUUAAAUAUAGAAAUGACAUCUGCCUUCCUCCAAUCCUCCGGUACAAUGCCUGAAACAAAAGAAUCUUGAAAUAUUAAAUACAGAGGUUCACUUAUUUCCCCCCAUAGCUCCUUAAGUACUCAUGGGUGAAUACCGUCAGGCCCCGGAGCUUUAUUUACAUUAAUUUUCUUUAACAGCAGUAGCACCUUGUCUCGAGUUAUCCAAUCAAAAGUUGUCUGUCAGUGAAUGUGUGUAUUUGCCUUUCAGUGUGUGUGUGUGUUUCUGCCUGUCAGUGAGUCUGUGUCUGUCAGGGUUUGUGUGUGUGUGUGUUAUUGAGAAUAAGUGCCAGUGUGUCUGUCAGCAGGGCCAGCCUUUGGGGUGUGCAAGCUGUGACAGGGCGCCAUGACAACAGAGGCACCCGGCGGCCAACUCAGCUGGCAAGUUGGGGACACCAGCAUAUUCAAUUUAAACAAUUCCCUGGUGGUCCACUGGUGCACACCAGCACUAGGUGCAAUCAGAUCAUAUCAUCUCCCUUGUGGUUCCGGCGCUCAGUUAGUGAGUCAGAGCUCAGGCUCAGAGAUUCUCAGCCUGCGGUCUGACAACAUUGAAAGUCGGAGCCACGAAGGAGUGGGUAUGGCAAAGAGCUACUGAUAAGCAUAACAUAUAUAUCUGUUAUUAAACCAGGAAAAGGUGGGCAUGGACGGUGAGCUGAGUCAGAGGUGCAAUGGGCCCCUUGACUGGAUUUGCCCCCCAGGCCUACGGCUGUCAUCCCUCCCCUGCCUAGAGUCUCAGUGUCCCCUAGUGUCUCCAUGUCUAAAUACAUACACAUACACAGACUGUUAAAUACAUACACUCACUUCUAAAUACACACAGAGACUGCUGAAUACAUACACAUAGAGUGCUGAGUACAUGCACAUGAACACUGCUGAAUACACACACAGAUAGACUGCUGAAUUCAUGCACAUACAGACUGCUGAAUUCAUGCAUACACAGACUGCUGACUUCAUAGACACAGAUUGCUGAAUUCAUACACACAGACUGCUGAAUUCAUACACACAGACUGCUGAAUUCAUACACACAAAGACUGUUGAAUACAUACACGCAGACUGCUGAAUACGAACACUCACUGCUGAAUACGUACACUCACUGCUGAAUACACAACACAGACUGCCAAACUCAUACUCACACUCACUGCUAGAUACAUACACACAGCAAGCAGCCCCCCUUGUUCCUCAACAACAUCAAGGAUCCAGUCCUGCAAAAAAUGUAAUAUGUCAAUUUUGAAAAGCCAGGAUAUGGAUCCCAUAAGAGAGAAGUUAUAAAGACUGUAGGCUUUUCAUGGCUCACAGCUGCAGUCUAGGAGCAAAACAACAGGUUUCAGACCUUUCAUAAAACUGCAGGUUUAAAAUCAGGACAUUUGUCUUUGAGUGUGUCAUAUUAGAAACAUGGUUCUCCUCUCAUCAUUUCCUAAAGGAUAAUGAUAGUUUACUUAAUAGAUAAAAGAUAAAUUAUUUUCUAUAAUGCUGAAACUGAUGAGUCCCAGCUAGUUUCCACGAAAGGUCAAGUCCAAGUCCUAGAUCACAAGGACUGUAAAGUUUAUAUGUUACUGGACUAGGAUGUUUUUUUUCUAAGAGGAGCAUAUCGUCCCACUUGUGAACCCACCCUCAUCCACCCCCACUUACCUGAUCUGCAGGUUAUAUCCGCCUGCUGGCUGCACUCUCUGAGCUGCUCCCCAGCGGAUUCAGUGAGUAGAGGCACGGAUAUGUAACCUCCUAUCCCGGCCUCUUUUCGCACAACGGUAUUACAGUGUGUUCUAAAAUCACAGAGAAAAAUAUUCGGAAUUUGUAUUGCCAGUAUGUUUGCAAUACCAGCACCGGCCAGGUAGCCUGAAAUACUGGCUGUGCUGGUAAAAUACCGGCCAGGUGGCAACUCUACAUACAGUAAAAUAACAAAAUGGAGUAAAAAUGCUCAAAUACUUGCUUACAGAAAUGUGCAAGGACCAUGAAGGCAUUACUAGCAGUACAGCUUACUAUAAAUGGCAAAAUAAUGUAAAUAUAAUGUAUCCAUAAAUGCAUAAUACCCACAUACGGUAAAUACAGUUAAAUCAUAUAUUUCUAAAAAAAAAACACUCCUAUGGCAAUAAAUAUCAGUCUCUGGAAUGCCAAUGUAAUGCUGAUAGUGAAAUGGUAGAGUCAAUUUACUUCUCCCCCCUUCCUAACAGUAAGAAUUACAUGAUCAGUUGAAACUUCCUGUAUAGUUUGAAAGCAUAUGUACAUGCUUCAUAUCAGUGACUAGAGGCUUAUGGCAGAUACAUGUGUUUUUCUCCAGGCUGGUAAUCAUAGCUAGAGUAUAAAUUAGGGUAAGUGAGGCUUUAUAGACUAGAACUAAUAAUGCAAAAAACAUGAAAAUGAAUACAUUUAUACUCGAUAUUUGGAAGAGUUAAGCAUCAAAUGUUGUUGUAUAAUACUAUUUUGAUGUGAUGUCAUCCUUUGAAUACAGAGCCAUUAAUUAAAUAUUGAGAUAGCACAGUUGGUUAAUCAUUCUUUGCAGAAUUUGUUCAGACAAUUCUGCAGGUUAUCUUCCCAGCAAGUUUAAGUGGUUACUUAAAGCACCAUGAACACUUUAAUGAUUUUAAGUGGUCAUGGCACUUGGAAUGGGUAAUGAGACUAUUUCCACACAAUUUAAAGUCCAUCAUUCUACAGUAAGAAAUAUUAUUCAAAAGUGGAAAACAUUCAAGACAGUUGUCAAUCUUCCCAGUAGUGGACAUCCCAGCAAAUUCACCCCAAGGUCACACCGUGCAAUGCUCAGAGAAAUUACAAAAUUCACAAGAGUUAUAUCUCAGACUCUACAGUCCUCAGGAUGUUAAAUUUUAAAGUUUAUGACAGUACAAUUAGAAAAAGACUGAACAAGUAUGGUUUGUUUGGAAAGGUUGCCAGGAGUUGCCUUUAGCAGUGAUGCCCAGUCCACACAGGCAGCCUCUGGCUUCAGAAUUUUUUGUUUCAGGAAGCGGUUAGUGGUGCCGCUCUUUGGCUGAGAGCGGUCAGCUGACACUCUCAGCCAAUUACUGACUACCCAUUCAUUAAACUGGCUUGGAAAGAAACUUAUCUUUUCCAAGCCAGUUUAGUGAAUGGGGAGUCACUCCGCUGGACUGACUCAUACACAUGCAGAUACACUCUGACAGACACACUCAGUGACAGACACACACUGACAGACACACUGACACACACUCUCAAUGAGAGGCACACACUCAUUGACAGACAGACACCAAGAGGCACACACACAUACACUGACAGACACACACUGACAGGCACACUCACACUUUUACACAUUCUUGUACACACACACAUUAUUAUUUUUUAUUGUGGUUUCAUUUUUUUAGGCCCAUCCAGCUUCCCUAACUUUAGUAUAGCUGGUGUGGGCCCUCUCCCUGGGGUCCAGUGGCUCCUGUAAUCUUCCAGUUCUUCACAACUCCCUCGCAUGCUGUUUAGUGAUGCCAGGGCUGGAGUGACAUCAUAUUCUGGCUACUGGCAUCACAGCAGAGGGUGCGCGAAGGAGCAUCGGUGCUCCCUUGCCACCGCUGCCUGCCUCCUCUCUUCCCCCUGGUAUAUUUUAGCAGAAUAGGCAUCUGCCAUCCAGGUAAGCAGGUGCCUACUCUGCCUUAGUAAAUCAGUGCCUGCUUCAGGGUGGUCCUAAGGUGGUCUGUUCACCAUAUCCUGGGCCAUAUCCUGGGCCACCUUACAGCUAAAUAAAUAGUUUUUGCUUUAACUUUAGAGUAUGUGAUGAAUGCUCAUCUACUUAUGUUUAUGGGAUUUUGUGUUAACACAUAGCAAAGGAGGGGGCGGGGUCUGACCUGCAUGGCGGACAGAAACAUCUUGAACAGGCUCCUGAUCUAGUCUCUGAUUUAACCGUGUUUAUUGCCCCUCUCUCCCAACCUGCCGGACACUGGACUGAUGCUGAAUUCUACUGCUGCCCCUUUGCCCCCCUCUGGACUGGCGAGGGUGAUCCCGGCCUACACCACAGAGGCUCCACAGACACGCUAACAGAGAUCUGCACUUACGACGUUACCUCUGAAAUAAAGGGCGCCCCAUGCUCCUUUGACCCAUGUGAUGAGAAGAUGGAUAUCGAGAGCAGGCUGGAUGAGAUAUCUGACACCUUCUGGGCAAAGCUGGCUGCUCACAUGCAGAUUGUGACCCCAGAUCUCAAGGCUGACCACACCCCUCACAGUACAGCACCUCAGAGAGAGGAAGAAACAGCUACUGGUCAGGCCUGUCUGGAACAACAGCACCAGGAGAGACCCAUUUUGGCGCCAUCUGAGCACAAUCACUCCAGACACGGCGGUAACCAAGCCCUGAGCAUACAGGCUCUGUGGGAUGCCAGAACAGCUUGGCUGUUGCCAGGCAGUGCUGCAUUACCUACUCACCCAUGGACUAUCAUGCCUAAUCCUAGGGACGCUCUCCCAAAACACCCCCUUCAGCCAGCAGGCCGAUGUCUUACCCUCACAGGGCAUAGAUUGAUCCUCAACAUUCUCUAUCUGUGUGGGGCAAGUCACUACAGUCAUGUAAUGCCUACCUGCUUCUGCUACAAAUGUUUGUCAUUUACUCACGCAUAAUUAAGCUAGCCUGAUCACUUUAAUGUAACUCUCUACUAAUGCAUAUUUAGCCCUAUAUAUAGGGUGAGGUAGAGGCAUGAAUGCAUACAAAAUUCAAAGUAUGUGUUGCAGAUACUCCACACUGAAGACCCAAACAGUGUAUAUACCACCAAAAAACAAACAUGAAUCAUGCACAUCUAGUAUAGGUGUGCACACCCAGGUGCUACCACAAUUUAUUUGAGGACAAAGUUAAAGCAGAAAAACGUUUCGGGCAGCAGCCCUUUCUCAAUGCUAAUGUCCUGACAUUAGCAUUUUUAGCCCGUCUGUUUGCCUAGCUUUAUGCAGUACAUCUUGACAAUAAAUGCUCACUCUACGGAUCUAUACAAUUGAUGUGUUCAUGCAUUAUGCGUCAUUGUAAUUUCCCAUAUGUAUCACUGCACUACAAAAAUAAAGAAUUGAAAAAAAAAAAAAACAUAUAGCAAAGGAGUUCCAUUCACUGAUAUUACAAUGACAUAUACAGCUUCAGAAUAAUAUACCUUAAUAUGCACUGUACACAUAAAGGAAAUAAUAAACAGAAUGGCAAAUAUGUCCAUAUAACUAUGUUGGUUGUUCACAGAAUUAGGGCCAACACAAAGUGCAAAGUAUGUAAAGUGAUUGUAGUUAAUGCAAAGUGUGUAUAGUUCAUGUAGUGUGAUUGUAGUGAAUGCAAAAUGUGUAUAGUGAAUGUAGUGUGAUUGUGGUGAAUGCAGAGUGUGUGAAUAGUGAAUACAGUGUUUGUAGUGAGUGCAAAGUGUUUAGUAAAUGUAGUGUGUUUGUAGUGAGCGCAACGUGUGUAUAGUGAAUGUAGUGUGUGUGUGUAGGGCAAAGUGUGUUUAGUGAAUGUAGUGUUUGUGUAGUGAGUGCAGAGUGUGUUUAGUGAAUGUAGUGUGUGUGUGUAGCACAGAUUGUGUUUAGUGUAUGUACUGUGUGUAGUGCAGAUUGUGUUUAAUAAAUGUAGUGUGUGUGUGUAGUGCAGAGUGUGUUUAGUGAAUGUAGUGUGUGUUUUACAGAAUGUGUUUAGUGAAUGUAGUGUGCGUUAUGCAGAGUGUGUUUAGUAAAUGCAGUGUGUAUUAUGCAGAGUGUGUUUAGUGAAUGAAGUGUGUAAUGCAGAGUGUGUUUAGUGAAGUGUUUGUGUAUGUAAUGCAGAGUGUGUUUAGUGAAUGUAGUGUGUGUGUGUGUGUAGUGCAGUGUGUUUAGUGAAGUGUGUGUGUGUGUGUGUAAUGCAGAGUGUGUUUAGUGUGUGUAGUGCAGAGUGUGUUUGGUGAAUGUAGUAUGUGUGUGUAAUGCAGAGUGUGCUUAGUGAAUGUAGUGUGUGUAAUGCAGAGUGUGUUUAGUGAAUGUAGUGUGUAAUGCAGAGUGUGUUUAGUGAAUGUAGCGUGUGUAGUGUCGAGUGUGUUUAGUGAAUUUAGUGUGUGUAAUGCAAAGUGUGCUUAGUGAAUGUAGUAUGUAAUGCAGAGUGUGUUUAGUGAAUGUAGUGUGUGUAGUGCAGAGUGUGUUUAGUGAAUGCAGUGUGUGUGUGUGUAAUGUAGAGUGUGUUUAGUGAAUGUAGUGUGUGUGUUUGUAAUGCAGAAUGUGUGUUGGUGAAUGUAGUGUGUGUGUGUAAUGCAGAGUGUGUUUAGUGAAUGUAGUGUGUGUGUAAUACAGAGUGUGUUUAGUGAAUGUAGUGUGUGUGUGUAGUGCACAGUGUGUUUAGUGAAUGUAGUGUGUGUAGUGCACAGUGUGUUUAGUGAAUGUAGUGUGUGUAGUGCAGAGUGUGUUUAGUGAAUGUAGUGUGUGUGUGUGUGUGUGUGUGUAAUGCAGAGCGUGUUUAGUGAAUGUAGUGUGUGUGUAAUGCAGAGUGUGUUUAGUGAAAGUAGUGUGUGUGUGUAGUGCAGAGUGUGUUUAGUGAAUGUAGUGUGUGUGUAGUGCAGAGUGUGUUUAGUGAAUGUAGUGUGUGUAGUGCAGAGUGUGUUUAGUGAAUGUAGUGUGUGUGGAAUGCACAGUGUGUUUAGUGAAUGUACUGUGUGUAGUGCAGAGUGUGUUUAGUGAAUGUAGUGUGAGUGUGUGUAGUGCAGAGUGUUUAGUGAAUGUAGUGUGUGUGUGUAAUGCAGAUUGUGUUUAGUGAAUGUAGUGUGUGUAAUGCAGGGUGUGUGCUUGUAAGGAUACAGUGUGUGUGUAAAAUAGAGGGGAGGGGAGUAUUUUUUUUCCAAAUUUAUUUGUGUAUGUUUAAAUGUUAUUCCCCUCUCUCUGUUUCUUACCUUGCAAGGGAGGGGUGAGAUCGCAUUCCCUGGUGGUCCGGUGGAGGGAGCCAGCCGCGGUACAUUGCAGAGAGGGGGUCGAGCAUGCUGCACGCUCUUUCUUCCUUUCCAGCUCCUCUCUGACGAACUCUCGCGAGACCAGCCUGCGUGCAGUGCGGAGCGUUGCCAUGGUAACCCGUGGCAACACUCUGGCGGCAGCAGGAAAGUUACAGAGAGGAGCUGGAAAGGAGGACCGAGUGUGCUGCUGGGCCCCCUCUGCAAUGUACAGAUAGCAGGGGGGCCUCAGUGCACAGAUAUAUAGCGAAAAUCGCUAUAUAUAUGUGCACAUAGGAAAUGUGGGGCUCGGACUGCCAGCCAUUAUGGUUGUCAUGCCCUGAUGGCGGCCCUGGUAGGCACUAUAACCAUUUCAUCUCAAUGAAUUGGUUAUAUUGCCUGGAGUCAUUGGGCACUAUCUCUUUGUUCCAAUUUAUACAAUUAUUUAGCAGUCUGUUAGUAAUAAGGGUCCCUAGAUACCCACAGCUUGGCCCCUAUAUGACAUAUUGUUUAGACAGAGACUACUCACUUCCUUCUAGCAAUAUCAAUUCAUGCUAGCAAUGGGUGGUGUCACACUAUCAGCCAAUUACAGCUGCUCAUUGCUGCUCAGGCUAAUGUUUCCUCAUCAGGCCAAGCAACACAGAGGGGAUGCAUUUCUUUUUGCGUUUGGCUGACAACAGGGUGUAACUGAAUGAACAACUAUUGAAAUGCCUGAAGCCAUGUUGUUUAUAUGAACUAUGUAUGUGUGGUAGAAAUUUGGAUUGCACAUUGAUAGAAUCUAAAUAUAAGAGGUGGCACUAGGCAUGGGGUGUCACAAUACAAACAUGAGUGCCCUCCACCACUCCCAGUGCACUGGGCAUACACUCAUAAAUAAAAAUCUACUUUUUUUUUUUUGUUUGUUUUUUUGUUUUUUGUUUUUAAACAUCAGAAAGGUAUUUAUCCAUUAAAUGUUCUCUAUUAACUCUGGAUAUCGAAGUAGACACCAAUUCAUAAUUUGUUAUAUUUUCUAUUAUAUUUUAUCCUUUCUAAAAAAAAAAGAAAAAAAUUCUUUAAUUAAUUUUAAACGUAAAAAUGUAAGAAACGUCUCCCGGAAAUAUCGAUAUUAUAUCUCCAUAAUACUAUAUUGUCAAUAUAAGUAGCAAGGGAAGGAAAAAAAAAAAAUAUAUAUAUAUAUAUAUAUAUAUAAAAAAAUAGUAUUACUAUAAUCUAAAUAUAUCUAUACUUCGCCUGAAGACGUACUUAUAAAACAGCGACGGACUACGCAUACAUAUUACACACCAUUCCGAGGCCCAGCAAGGUGUCAGUAGGGGAUGGAACGUCAUAAUUAUUCUCUUUUCACUUUUUUUUCCCCUCUUUUUUCCUUCAUGUCUUUUUUUUUCCUUUUUAUUCUAUCCAUAAGGGACCACUAUAUCCUACUGGUAAACAUUUUCUUAUUGGUUAGUGGUUACAUCUGUUGUCCAAGGUUCCCAAUUGUAUGCAUACGUAUCUACUAGAUCAAGAUUUCUGUAGACUUGUUUUUCCAUUAACUGCUGAUAUCCUAUCUGGAAUUCCACCUCACUCUAUGAGGGAGUAUUUACUGAUUUCCAAUAUCUUGCUAUGCAGAUUUUAGUUGCCAUUAAUAUAUGAACAGUUAAGAGUUUUAAAGAUUUACUUUUGGUAGGUAUUUCCAUGUGUCACAAAAACAAUUCAGUAGAAAUGUUAAUUGAAGUUUUUAAAAUUAUAUUAAUUUUGCUUGAUACUAUUUGCUUCAAUGGAUUAAGAAUAUGACAAUCCCACCCAAUAUGUUUCUGUGUUCCCUCAUUACUGAGACAUCUCCAAAAAAAGUCAAUAAGGGAGUGACAUCUUGCCACUUUAGCUGGAACCAUAUACCACCUAUGAACUAAUUUAAUCUGUAGUUCAUAUAAAUUUAUUUAAUGUAUUGCCUUUUUAAAAAAAUGUUUCCAUUCACUGAUCCAAUGAAAACUCACUACCUAUUUCAUUUUACCAUUUCACCAUUGAUUUAAUGUUAUCUUUAUUAUACCUUUUAUAUAUAACCUUAUUUAUUUUUGAGACCAUAUUCCUUUUAUGUUCUAUUUCCAGCAGACGGUCUAUAUUUGAAGUAUUGUAAAUUGGGUUAGUUUGUAUGAAGUGUUUGGUUAUCAGCAAAAAUCAGCACGGUUUUAUGAAGCACAGGUCAUGUCAAACUAACUUGAUUGCGUUUUACGAAGAAGUAAGUAGAAGUAUAGAUCAGGGUGUUGCCGUGGAUGUGAUCUAUUUGGAUUUUGCCAAGGCAUUUGAUACAGUUCCACACAAUAGAUUAGUGUUCAAACUCAAGGAAAUCAGUCUAGAUGAAAAUGAUGGUUCUUGGGUAGAACAUUGGCUUAAAAACAGAGUACAAACAGUUGUCAUUAAUGGUAAAUUUUCAAGCUGGACAGAGGUGGCAAGUGGUGUCCCUCAGGGGUCUGUUCUUGGACCCCUUCUAUUUAACAUGUUUAUAAAUGAUCUUGAAGACCACAUUGAAAGUCAUGUUUCAGUGUUUGCAGAUGACACCAAACUUUGUAAAACAAUACAAUGUGAGCAAGAUAUUACUUUGCUGCAGAGGGAUUUAGAUAGACUGGGGGACUGGGCACUCAAAUGGCAGAUGAAAUUUAAUGUUGAAAAAUGCAAAGUUAUGCACUUCGGCGUAAAGAAUACACAAGCAACGUAUACCCUUAAUGGAAGCGAAUUAGGGAUAACAACACAUGAAAAGGACUUGGGAAUUGUUAUAGACAACAAACUAUGCAACAAUGUGCAAUGUCAAUCAGCAGUGGCCAAGGCCAGUAAGGUAUUGUCAUGCAUGAAAAAGGGCAUUCAUUCUCGGGACAAGAAUAUAAUUUUGCCUCUUUAUAAAUCACUGGUAAGACCCCAUAUUGAAUAUGCUGUGCAAUUUUGGGCACCUGUUCUAAAGAAGGAUAUUAUGGCACUAGAAAAAGUGCAGAGGAGGGCUACAAAAUUAAUAAAAGGAAUGGAACAUAUCGGCUAUGAAGAAAGGUUAACAAAUUUAAACCUAUUUAGUUUAGAAAAACGUCGCCUGAGAGGGGAUAUGAUAACAUUAUACAAAUAUAUUCGAGGCCAAUACAAACCAUUGUGUGGAAAUCUAUUCACAAACCGGACUUUACAUAGGACACGAGGCCAUGCGUUUAGACUGGAAGAAAGAAGAUUUCGUCUAAGGCAAAGGAAAGGUUUUUUUACUGUAAGAACAAUCAGGAUGUGGAAUUCUCUGCCUGAAGAAGUGGUUUUAUCAGAGUCCAUACAGAUGUUCAAACGGCUACUAGAUGCAUACUUGCAAGAACAGAAUAUUCAAGGAUAUAAUCUUUCAAUGUAGGGUAAUAACUGCUUGAUCCAAGGAUAAAUUUGACUGCCAUUCUGGGGUCAAGAAGGAAUUUUUUUCCUAGCUUGUUGCAAAAUUGUACUUCAAACUGUUUUUUUUGCCUUCUUUUGGAUCAACAGCAAAAAACAAAUGUGAGGUAGGCUGAACUUGAUGGACGCAAGUCUCUUUUCAGCUAUGUAACUAUGUAACUAUGUAAUUCGAAGAUAUGAAAAUUGUUCUUUAUCAAACCCUUCUAUUUUUGUAUGAAUCUGUUAAAAUGUUUUUAUAUGCAAAUCUGUAUUUAAUAUAUCAGCCAAGGUUAUCAGACCGUUCUUCUUCCAUAUUUUUUUAUAUUAAUAUCCUCAAUAUAUAUCUGCAAUAUUUCUAUAGGUGAUUUUGUUAAUUGUUCAUUAAACCCUUUUUUUUUUUAUUCUGCAAAUUAGAAAAAAUUUCAACAAUUAUUUUAUUUUUAAUUUCUAAUUAAAUGUCAGGAAAUCAACCCAGUAUAAUAGUUUAAGAUCAGAGAAAUGACUGGAUAUUUGUUCCUGCUCUAUCCACCUAUUAUCUUUAUGAUUAUAAUUAUUCCAUUCUAAUAUAUGUGAAAGCAUAAUUGCUUCGUAUAUUUGCUGAAUAUCAGGGAUUGAUAUACCACCAUCAACAAAUUUCCUAGUUAUAUAUUUCAGUGCAAUUCUCAAAUUUUUUUUCCCCAUAGAUAAUGCAAUUUUUUUUUUUCAUAUUCCUUAAGUAUAUUCUUUGGAACUUUGAUGGGAAUGGUUCUCAUGAUGUAUUCGAGUUUAGGUAAUAGGUAGUGUCUGAUAGCAUUUGAUUUUCCAAUCCAUGAUACAUACAAGUUGUCCAUUUAUGUAAUGUGUCUUUUAUUUCUCUUAGUAAUGGAUUAUAAUUGAUUUAAUUAUUUGAUUCCACUCAAAACUUAUUUUUACUCCAAGAUACAUUAUGCUCUCCUUAGACCAAAUAAAGUUAUAUUUAGAUUUUAAAAAUAGACUUGUUGUUCUCGUAAAUUCGUAUAUAUUGCCUGUGUUUUUUAAUGUUAAUUUUAUAAUUAGAGAUACUUCCAUAUUUUCCAAUAAUUUCCAAGAUUACUUCCAUUGACUCCCCUAUUUCUGUUAAUGUUAAAAUUAUAUCAUCUGCAUAUAAUAAUACCUUAACUUGUUUUCCAGCCAUAGGGAUCCCUUUGAUUUUAUCCUCUAAUCUAAUAGCUGAGGCUAGCGGUUCUAUGCUUAAUGCAUACAAUAGUGGUGCUAAUAGGCACCCCUGAUGUGUCCCAUUAUUUAUUUCAAACCAUUUAGAUGAAAUACUACUGCCCAUAACCUUGGCUCAUGGGGUCGUGUACAAACUCCAAAUUAGAUCAUAUAUAUAUCCCUGAAUUCCAAAUGCCUUCAAGGCCCUCGACAUCCAGAACCAUAACUUCUGAUGCAACAUUAUUAUUUUGUAUUAAUUGAAUCAGAUUUAAGAGUCUAAGUACAUUAUAGGCUCCUUUCCUACCUAUUAUAAACCCAGUUUGAUCUGGAUGGAUUUGAGUCGAAAUAAAAAAUUUUAGUCUAUCGGACAAUAUCCUGGAGAAUAUCUUUACAUCAAUGUUUAAUAAUGAUAUGGGUCUGUAAUUUGAUACAAAGUUGGAGUCUUUCUCUGGUUUAAAAAUUGGUAUAAUCAAUGUCUGCAACAUUUCAUUAGGAAAAGAUUUCUGAACUCUUACUUCAUUGAACAGUUUGAAUAACAAAGAAGUUAUGGGUGUUAGGAAUAUUUUGUAAAAAAGCAUCAGUAAGGUUGUCCGGUCCUGGAGCUUUCCCUUUUCGUAGUGUUUUUAUGGCUUGAGUAUUCUCUAUUGUGGAUAUGGGAGAUUCCAAUUCCCUAGUCUGUUCUGGGUUUAUUUUUGGUAGUUUACAGUUUGCUAAAAUUGUGUGUAUGUCAUCGGUUGUGAAUGAAGUCUUUGACAGAUUAUACAAUGUUUUAUAAUAAUGACCAAAUGCUUUUCCUAUAUCUGUUGGAGAUAGAAAUUCUUUAUCAUUAUGUUUUAUCAUUUUAAUCUUUAGUUGUCUUUUUUAAAAUUUUAGUUUAUUAGUAAAGAUUUUAUUAGUUCUAUUUUCUCCGAAAUACCAUUGUUGUUUUAAUCUUAUAAUUGCAUUAUUUACUUUAUUUGCUAAUUUGAUUUUAAUUUCUGUUUGAAUUUUUUUAAUUCUAUUCAAUCUUAAUAUAUUAAAGUAUUUUUUAUUAAGAUCUUGUUAUCUAGCUAGUUCUAUAUGAAUAUCUGUUAGAUUUUUCCCCUGUUCUUUUUUUAAUUUUGAGCAUGCAUAAAGCAUUUGUAUGUACACUAUUAGAUACUUAUUUUAAACCAUAUUCUGACUCUAAAAUAGUAUAAUUCAUCCUCCAGGAUGUCCUGCCUUGUUCGGCCAGCUUAUUUUAAGUGUUAUCGGUGCAUGAUCUGACCAUGUUAUGUUAUCAAUAUUAGAAUUUUCAAAUUUCUCUAAACUAAGAGAAUUUGUUACGUGUAUAUCUAUCCUUGAGUAUGUUUUAUUGGCUUGAGAAAAAUAUGAAUAGUCUUUAAUAUUUGGGUGUUGCACUCUCCAAACAUCAUAUAAAUCAUAUUCUAUCAGGACAUCCCAGAAUGAUUUGGCUUCGUUACUUGCUUUACAACUAUAGUCUUUAUUUUUAAUGCUUAGAGUUCUAUCCAUUUUUGCAUCUCGUGUUACAUUCAUAUCUCCUGCUAUAUAGUUUAUUUGCCUGUCGAAUCCCUCCACCCACUUGUCCCCCACUCAACAUGUAUAACUACAUACAAAUGGCCCUGAACCCCUGAAAAGAGGAAAGAAUCCCUUUCUUACAUUAAUCCUUGGACCGUAAUCCACUGAAUCCAACAUUGUCUAGCUAUUCCACUAACAAAUUACUAGCUAGAACACAGUUGCCGGCAUGGCAAGAGGGGAGAGGCAAAAGAGGAUUUUUUUUAAAUAGACAUAUAUAUAGUGCUGUCUCCGCUACAUUUUCCUUAAUCUUCCUUCCCUACCCCGCCCGAUCCCUAAUUCUCCAUUUCUUUACCUUUUCUUUUUCUUUAUUGCCCUUUCCCUGUAUUACUACUUAUCACCUCUAACGUGAACCAUCAUUUAAUGUCUCAUCUCUCUGUAACUCUUAUGGUCCAUAUUUCUUCACCUACUUCUUGUGUGAAUAAAUAUACAGUCAUCUUCUAUUACUAUGUAUCAAAAAAAUAAUUAAUUUAAGUAUUAUAUUUUUAUAGUGUAUUGACAUAUUUCUUAGUGCUAAAAUAUUAUUACCCUUAGGGAUGUGGUGCUUGCUAAUAUUAUUUAUCUUGUCCUUCUUUCUUUAUCUCUUUAGUUUUGUGAAUCAAGAUUUGUGUACUAAUUAUUCUAAUUUAUAUUUCCUCCACGUGCUUCAUAUGUUAACACUAGAUUCAAUUUCUAUAUUUUUUUUUAUAUGUAUUAAAUAAGUGUCCUUAAAGAUAGGAUAUAUUAUAAUGGAAGACCAGAGAGGGAAAGGAGGAAAAAAUAAAUACAAAUAAUAAUUUCAAUUUCUUCGCGGCCAUCUUUAGUUUAAAUUAUUCCUAAUUUUCCCAGAUCUUCUGCUUGAUCUGUAAUAAUUAAAGUCCUUCCCUUAUGUGGGACUAUUAAUCUUGUGGCAAAUCCCCAUCUAUACGGUAUAUUAUUUUUCUGUAGCUGUGCUGUUAUAUCUUGGAAUUUCUUUCUGGAUGACCGUGUAGCUGCUGAUAGAUCUGGCUAGGUCUGGAUAAUCCAUAACAUCUUCUUUGGGUCUCGGAUAUCUGAUCUUCUGUACCAAUUUGUCUUUAAUGAGGUAGUUUAUAAAACAAACUAUAACGUCCCUGGGUUCAGUGAAGUUGAUACCCAUCAGUUUUCGUAACCUAUGCCAUCUUUCAAAGGGGUUUUCCCCUAUACGUUUUUUAAGGAAUUGAACCACAUAUUCUUUGAGAUAAUUUUCCAUGUUUUCGUGGUUUAUAUCCUCUGGUAUGCCUUUAAUGCGCAAAUUGUUUCUUCUCGAUCUAUCCUCUAGAUCUGUCAGUUUUUCUUCAAGAGAUUCUAUUUUCUUUUUCAUUAAGUUAUUUUGUAUCUGUAACAUUUUAAUUUCCUUCUGUAGUUUUAUGAAACUUUGAUUUUGUGUUUCUAAUUUUUCUUUUAUUUCAAUUACUUAAUUUCUUAAUUAAGCUGAUGUUGCUUUAAGAUCUUGUUUAAUUUUUACAUAUAAAUCAUCUAACGCUACCAUCAGGCUUUCUUGCAAGCAUAUUUUUUGUGCUGUUAUACUUUCUGUUUCUAUGUUGACUAGAGGGAUAGAAUCUUCUGGAGGAAUAGAUGUCCUUAAAUGUUUUCCUAGUACAUUAGAAGAUUUUGGUAAAUAAAAUGUGUUUAUCGUUUUUCCCUUUUCCAGUUUGAUUAAGAUUGUUUGUCCUUCUUGGGGGCCAUUUUCUCUUUUUUCCCCUCUUUCUUUACCCCCUUUCUCUCCCUUCCCUCUUCCCUUCGCUUUUCCACCUCCCCUUUCCUUUCAUUUUCCCUUUCUCAUCCAAAUUGAUUAUUCGUUUUCUCUUUGAUUUUUAUCUGUAUAUUAUCUGUCUAUUGUCUAUUCUUUCAACAAACCUCUCCUUCCUCCUCCCUUAUUUUAUCUCCCUUUUUUUCUGAAAGUUAGUUCCAGGGGGCACUUGAAAUUAACUUGAAAUUACCUCCAGGUCUAUUAUCACCAUGUUUAGUUAUCUCAGAUUUAAAUUUACACUUAGCGUUUGUGUUCUGUCAUUCGUCCGACGCCAAGGGACUUCCAAGACGUUGCGGCUUCAACUGCCAUAUGCCACACCAUGAUUUUGCCAGUCGGCUGUCAGGGCUCCCCAGUUGCGGUAAAACUCCUACGCAUUUCUGCUUGCCUGUCACCCAUCGCUAAUUGAACAGAGAACUCCAAACUCGAAGCCGCCAUUCUCCCUCUCUCUGUCUAGUUCAGACUCCCCUCGCACCUCUGACACGCACGUGCAGCAUCCUUACUUCCGCACCCUAUGUUAUCACGUCUUUACUGCUGCCUCUUUAGCCACGCCAAAUAAAAUAAAUAAAAAUCUACUUUUGAAGCACAGGCAAUUUUGCUGGCUGGAGUGGAAUGAUAUAUAAUUUGAAAGGAGUGCCUGUAACGGGUGCCAUCUUAUCUUUUGGGAUUAAACCAUUUACUAAAAUUAGCUGUGUACAGGCACUCUUUUAUCCGUGUUGGUGCAAAGUAUCGAGGUGGCCAAAAAUACCUCAAAAUCUACAAAAUACAACAAAUAAUGAUACUGCACUCAAAAAAUCGAAAUAAAGUUCAUUGCAAAAUUUAAUAAUCAUUAAUUAAUUGGUGUAAUUCAUUAGUUAUGAGCCACUGCAAGGUUAGAAAAAUUAAUGAUAUAUACACACACAUUGUUUCUACCAAACUAUAUUGGUUUACAUCAGUUUGUACAUAUUAUCAAUUGAAGUGUGUGUGUAUAUAUCAUUAAUUUUUCUAACCUUGCAGUGGCUCAUAACUAAUGAAUUACACCAAUUAAUUAAUGAUUAUUAAAUUUUGCAAUGAACUUUAUUUCGAUUUUUUGAGUGCAGUAUCAUUAUUUGUUGUAAACCAUUUACUAAACAUUUAACCCCAAAGUUUUCCAGACGGCUACUGUCUGCUUCACUCCUUAAUAUGGAGUCCUUGGACUGGCCCUCAUACAAUGUUUGGAUUGAGUUAUGGUUAUAGACUUAUAGAGUAUCAGCUCAUAUGAAUCUGUUAUGCUGCCUGGAGUGUUCCUUUAAGGGCCCGCCAAACCUGUUUCAGGACUAUAGAGACAUGCGGCCUGUGACAUCCCUGAUGUGAUGCCCACAGUCCUCUUGAAGCUAUAUUUUUCCAUUAAACUUAUGGCUGACAAUAUUUUAGCUUUGCCUUUGAUGGUAUAGUUUUUAGUGACUAAGGGGGUCUAAGUAAUCCUUUCACACAACAUUGAGCUGUUUACGAUAUGCAGACUAUGCAUAUUUCUUGCUCUCACACUUAUUUCAUUCAUACCGAGCAAAGUGGUCCUGGUGGAGUAGACACAGAUUACUCCUACAGAUCCUCUCCUCUCACCUGCUAAAACAAUGGCUAUUGUAAGUGCAGUGUACCAGGUGUUUUAACUGCAUGUGUCUGUGGUUAUAAACUGUGAUGGACAUAUGUGAAAUAGGCAUAUAUGGCUGAUAUGAAUUGAUGAGAGCCUUUCCUGUCCUUCAAUAGCUAUUCAUUGAGGUUAAAAUGGAUUGAGGUUUCUACUGAUUGGACACAGCACUGAAAGUGUUAAAAUGUACUUGGAUGAUGCCUUGUGGAUAACUCUAGAGUACAUGCCUAUGACCUUAAGGACUGGGCUUUCAAUUUACGGGACCUGUAGAGCCAGCACGAUUACUCAUACAGUUCUUGAUGUAAAAACUAGUGUUAAAAAUUUCUUAUUUCUGGCAAUAAAUUAGCAAAUUCUAUUAGAGGUUCCAUAGUUUUCCAUACAAAAAGAUUAUUCUCCCCAGUGAUUACUUCUCACACCAAUAAAGUCUCUUAACACUGGCAAUAAAAAGACACAAUUAUCUUAUAUUAAAAUACUAAAUAAAAAGAGCAUCAAAGACCUUAUCAAUUUCCAGGCUGCUCCACUCAAUUUUGGCAAUGAUAGCUAACUGCAAUCCUUCCACCUGCCCCUGCCUUUCCGAUACAAGAAGCAAGGAGAGACAUGUACAGUGCAUCACUAUGUAGGGCCACCCAGAAAAAAAACGUCCUGGAGUGUAAUUUAGGAAGAUUUAUCUAGAAGGCUAGAAAAAGGAAAAUUUGCUUCAUACUUACCGUAAUUUUAUUUUUCUGAUCAUUAUUCAUGGCAGCAUUUACUCAUGGGUUAGCUCCUCCCCUCACAGCAGAAAGGACAGGAAAUAGAACUCUGAAACUGGUAUAAAUAGAUCCUCUCCCUUCCCAUCAGGCAGUCUUAGUAACCAGCUUCACAUCUUAUAGUAUAUGGGUGGGAACGUAAUGUUGCCAUGAAUAAUGAUCAGAAAAAGAAAAUUACGGUAAGUAUGAAGCAAAUUUUCCUUUUUUCCUGACAUUAUUCAUGGCAGCAUUUACUUAUGGGGAAUACCCAAGCAGUAUAUAUAUAGAGGGAGGGACAGAGUUCAAAAAACAGCUAAUAGCUAUAAAACCAUUUUUGAGCUGCAUAAACCUUAGAAGACUUUAAAAAAGCAAAACAAGACAUCAAUAGGAUGUUGUCAUACAUUCUGCUCAGACAUGUUAAUUAACCUAGAGGCUGCAAGGUCAGCAACCUCCUGGCAUUCAAUAUCUGAAAUAUCCUGAAUAAUUAUAGAGUCAGAAAGGAAUUAGGGCCAUGAUAGCCUAAGUUAGAGAAGGAUAAUGUCAUUUUGAUAUAAAAUUUUAAACCAAAUUGAUGACCUCAUCAGAUCAGAACCUUGACAAAAGGCAUAACAGAAGGUUGGAUGAGAACAGACACAUCAUGCUAUUAAACACGGGGAGAAUUACAGAAUCCUACUACUUUCUGGAUGUAAUUAUUAAUGACGAUUCACACUGCUUCCUCUUGCCAUGUAAACUACUUACCUGUGGAGACAGGAAACAAAUCAAUACCUGCCUGUCAGAAAUAAGUGUUAUUAAAACACUGCAAUAACGACUAUAUAUAUAGUGGAUGGUAUAAACCAAUGACAUUACUAGGAAAAGGCAAGAAGAAUCAUAUACAGAUUAGUUAAGGAAAGAAAAAAGAGACAUCGGUAUGAACCGUAGAAUUUGUGGCAACUCCUAAAUUAUAAGUAGGCCAAUCACGUCAGUACCUACAUUCAAAGAAACACUGUAAAUAGUACAGAUUAUACCAAACAGUAUAAUCAAAUUUAUUAGAGAAAGUUGUGUAACAUAAGUAAGAGAUAUAUAAUAGGCAAGAUACUGAUGAGAAGGUGGUAACCAGAGGCACAUGAUCCAUUGUGGCAAAAGACACAUAAUAAGCAGGAUAGUAGAAGAUAUUCAGUUAUCCUUAUGAGAACAAACAAACGCAUAUUUACUCUUACCUUAUCUUCAGAUAGUGAUGAAGUACUUAUGGCAGAGGCUAUGGCGAUAAUAAGCAGUUUGUGUUAUAUGCAAGAUAUCAACACCAUUACAAGUAUAUAAUCACAGGUAUUACAUCCAUGCAAUGUUAGGAGUGACCAUAACUUAUACCGAUCUUGGUAGAGAGACCAUGAAAAACAUAUCAGUCAAAUGUUUGUCCUCAACAAGCUGCAUUACUUUAUAUUAUGCAGGAUAAAUCAACCACUUAAAGUCACACAUUGGUUGCAAAUUCCAGAUAUAAGGACCCCUAGAAGAAUCCCCAUGAAUAUCAGAAGAGAGGAUUGUAAUGGAGUUACCUGUUCAGGGAUUUCCUCUAUUGUUCUGGUAGCAGGUGAAUUUUACCUGAAAUAGUAAACCUGGUAGAAUGGCCUGGGGACUAGAAAGACCUUCCAGUGUCAAUUAAAAUACUUGCAAUACAAAGCAUCGAAAACUUACCUGGAUCAUAUGAGCCUAAAAGAAUACCUUUUAUUGCAGAAAGGAACUUAUAAUAUUCCCCUUCACAACAGGGGAAUCUUGUCAGAAAUUUCUGAACAUUAAUUCCUUAAGAACCAAAAGCAUGCCACCAAAAUAAAAUGAUACUAAAGUUAAGACCAGGAGAGAAACAAGCCAAUAUGAACAGCUUUUAAAUCAGGUAAUGGCUUCAGAGUUACCUACUUAUGAGAACAAUUAAUAGCCAAAUUUGUGCUCCUGCAACCAGCAUGAUCUACUAAGCUGUGCAUCAGUUACGGCAUAUAUCUGAAGGUAAAACACUGCCACCAAAAUUGAAAAAAACAUUCCCUAUCUUGAUAAGAGAGGAGAGGAUACCUGGCAAUAGAAAAACUUUUGAGAAAUGGUCUCAUGUAUAAAUACAUAGGAGUGCCCACAAAAAGGCCUUAAUUUUGUUAAACAUUACUAUGCUCCAUUUUGGAAAAUCAGGUCUCCUUCUCUCCUGGGAGGGGCACUCAGACAGGUUCAGUAACACCUGCAAUCCAUCCGAAGUGGUAAAAUGUGUUAAUUGCUUAUCCUGAAACACAUGUGGGAGAAGGAAUCUAAUACAAAGCCAAAAGCAGUAUGUUUCCUUAUCUACUUCAUUUAAAAAACUGAAAUAGAAAAUCCACAGUAGGCAAUAAUUACUUACCCAGUACAACAGUGCAUUUGUUUUUGCUAAAAUGGGCUGUAUUAAAUUUCAGCGCAAAACAGACCUUGGAUCAUUUUAUAUAUUAAAUCUACCAAGGCUGUGAAUAAAUUGGGGUUUUAUAAUAAUACCAACUUGCAUACAGAUUAUAUGAAUCACAUACAUUGUGGAUGUUUCUUAACAGCACCUUAUGCACCGAUAUAUCAGUUAUAUAUAUUGAGUCUGUUUAAACAGUAAUCAUACAUCGCCUACCUCUGCUAAAUACAGUGACACUGUGCCUGCACACAUAUUAAGAUUAUAUAAGUGAGAUAAAUUGAGGCUGUUUUCAACAGAACUUCAUGCACAUAUUACACCACUUAUAUAUACUGAGGUUGUGACUAAUAACCCACACAAAAAAUCUGUAUUAGAUUGGACUCAUAGAGGAUGUGUCUUAUAUCAUUCACAUAUAUUGUGUUUCCACUAAUACAUCAAGCAUAUAGUGAACAGAUACACUGAAGAAAUGUCCACACCAAUUUACAUAUAGAGCAUGUAGAGGACAUAUACUGAGGCUAUGUUUUCAGAGCAAAUAAAGAACACAAACUGAGGCAGAGACUUCCGAUCAACUCAUACAUAGACAAUAUAGUGGAUACAUAUACUGAGGCUGUGUCUUCAUAGUAACUCAUACACAGAGCCUAUAGUUUGUACAUAUACUGAGGCCGUGUCCUCACAGUAACUCACACACAGAGCAUAUAGCGCAUACAUAAACUGAGGCUGUGUCUCCACAGUAACUCAUACAUAUGGCCUAUAGUGGAUACAUAUACUGAGGCCGUGUCCUCAUAGUAAUUAUAAUGUAUAUGACGCGUUUUGCCCAUAUCCUGCAAUCUUCUAACCUAGACCUUAAGCCACCGACCUUUUGUUAUUUUCGGGAAUAUAAUGGCCCCUGAAAUGUAAAUUCAAGUUUUAUUAUUUUGCCAGUUCAUUUUCUGUUAUUACAUGUGUAGAACAGUGGCACUUACAGGUGAUUUUUCCCAACAAGCUUUGCCAAAAUUUGAAGGUUACGGCACAGAACCCAUCUGUACAUAUUUAAAAAGUGCAGAUCUAGUGAGAUAUAGCAGGAAAGUAUUUAAUAUGCCUUGUAGAUUAAAUGAUAAAGUAAAGCUCCUAUUUUACUCAUGGAGAUCUGUGAAGCCGCUACAGUCCCUACAAUAUCUAGAUUAAGAAUUAAAUCCGUAGCUGCAACAAAGCAUGCUAAUAAAUUGAUUGUCCCCUACACUGGAAUGGCACAACAAACUAUAAACUCCAUAUAGUGCCUGGGACAUAAAGAACAUGAACUACAAAUACGACUCACUUAAUUUAUCAAUACAAAUAUAUACUUUCUCUUUAAAUGUCUAUUAUAAGAACUUCACCUUCCUGUAACUGUAACUGACAUUAAUUAUGGAUGUGGUUAACUGCAGGAGCAACUUAACAAUAACCAUCACUGCCCACAAUAAUCCUGUCCCUGUGUUUAGAGGGAUAGAACUGGUGUGUGACUCAAUCUGUGAAUAACAAAACAAUUACUACACAGGGCCCCUCUCCCUCUGGCCACAAGCCUGCUUAUAAUUAAAACAUCAUCAGUUCUCUUUUACAUUUUAGUACAUACUUGUGAACAUCUUACGUCAGUUUAUAUUAAGUUGCAGAUGAGAAGAGUUCCGCCAAGCUCUCUGAAAUAAAUCACUCAAAGCCAAAAUUCUGGAUUUAGCCUGCUGCUACCACAGCAUACAACGUAUAUCCUUGCUGCCAAAGUGGCUGCUUUUAUAUGUGCUACUAUGCACUUUUUCCCCUACUCUAGAUACACUGUGAGGUUAUAUUUCCAUUAGUGUCCUCACUAUUCUUCUAGCAAUCUCGUUUACCUUCUUACCUUUUAAUUCAACCAUUUCUCCAAGUGACCAUCAACAUAUCAACAUCUGACCUUUACUUCAAAUCCAUUCAUUUGUAAAUACUGCAACAACCAGGUACUUGUGUGCAACUGCAAAGAAGUGACCUUUUUUGCUUCUGAUAAACAUUCCCACCUCUUAUUUAUCAACAGCUGUCACUUGAAUUGUGGAAGUAUCCUAUCUUUACUCAAAAUUCUUAUCACACCCAUCCCAUAGAAACCUGUAAAUCCCUAAUUUCUACGAUGUGUCUCGUCUUCUUGAUUCAAUUCCUUUGCUUUAAUUACAUCUUGAUCAUAGUCAGUCUGGUAUAUUGGUCAUUUUCACUCUGCAGAAAUCACUUUAAUGUAGGUAAAUUUAUUUGAACUCUGAAAACCUUUUUUCCUACAAAUUCUUCUCGACCUGUUUGCUGCUGUUGUACGUGGCUAAUCACUAUUUCUCUUAAGCAACACACUCCAUUCCGUAGGUUUCUGUGAUGCUGCAUUUCUCUAGCUUACAUAAUACCUAUCCUACUGUAGUUCUGCAUCAUGGUCUAGAAAUGCACACUGGUCUUUCCAUCUAUUCUUUAUAGAUGCACACGAUGGAUAAUUUCUUGGUCUGCCUUUGUUCUCUUACUUCAACUCUAGACAUCAUGGAUUUUUUUUAUUCUAGUGGCUUCUAAAUUUUUAUUAUAUCCAAAACAAUAUUUAAUGUUUCUCUUAUGUCCAUUUAUUGCCUGCCUCCAGUUUUGCUGUCUCAGACGAUAAACUUUGCUGUCUCCACUUGGGUUUGGCAUGGUAGGGUUUGUAAGACCGCAGCAUGUAAUAGGACAGAAUCAAUUGGUUUUAACACAUUUUUAUUUCAUUAAAAAAUAUAUCAUCUCCCUAGCAGCCCCCUUAUUUUUAGUCAGGGCUAGGCUAUUCACUGAAGUGAGAAAUAUCAGGAAUUCAAAGUGAAUUCAAUAUGAAAUUUAAGUUUAAUGCCAAAGUAGCCAAAUUGAAAGAAUAGUUGACCUGGAGAUUUUUUCUAGUACAGCUAUCUGGCCUCAAAUUUUUAAUUCUCUUUGAAUUCCCAACAGAUCUUACUUUAGUGAAUAACCCUGUUAGUCCAUUUCAUUCACUUUAGAUACCCUCAGUACCUAAAACCCCUUCUUUAAUUUUAGGAUCAACUCCCAUCCAUACACACCUGUUAUUUUAAUUAUGAAUCUUGCUUCUUUCCUUAUAGUGCUCACUUACAUUUUUAAUAAUCCUCAUGCUCCUCUCUAUAAAAACAACAACAAUUACUCAUCAUGCCAACAUAAAUUAUUUCAUCUAAGUAUCCUUCCCUUCCUAACAUUAGUUUCUGUCUUUAUUAUAAGCAAUCGCUCUAGCAAUCCACCUCUUGUGGAUCAUCCCUUCCUCCUAUACAUUUUUGUCUCCAUUCAAUAGUAUCUUUGUCUCCAUUCAAUUAUUAUAGACCACCUAUACAAUAUAGACCCAUUAAAUACCCAACCAUUUUCAAUAACUUCCCUCUCACUGUAGAUUUGCUUCUCUUCACUUGAGAACACAUUCUUCUAAGGAUCCCUCUCUCUCUUAGAACAUGUGACUUCAUUAUGUAAGUCUGUCUCUACCUGUACGUACUUCUUUCAUUUUAGAAAUCAUUAGAACUUAAUUUCAUUAUAGGUCCCCCCCAAUGCAACAUCUGCUGCAGUAGACCCUCUGGUCCGUUCAGCACCCAUUGUUUUAUAUAAGGAAUCUGUAUCUCUAAGUAUCCACUCCCUUUCUUACAGGUCAUAAUCCUUCACAUUAGGGCCCCUUUUCUAACACUGUUUUUCUCCAUUACUUUCACACCAGAUAGUAGGUCUUCCUGUGCCAUCUUUUUUUUUUUUCUGUGCAGAUGACCCAUAGUGAUGCUUUGUAUUUUGCUAUGGGAUAUAGGAUAACAAUGCACUCUGGAACAUAUGAUAAAAACAGUUUUUGAGUCAACAUUCAGAACUCUGCCAAGCCCAACUGCCAAUCAAAAUUUAAUAAACUAUAUAAAGGCACUUAUGUAUGGUGGAUAUUAGAUCUUAAGUUGUCAAAAAAUAACACAUGCUAUAAUUAGCACUCAUAUGAAAUUACCACAAUAUCAGUUGGAGGAAAUAGAAUGGAGCAGGUAUUGACUUCCUCUUGUGUAUUUUUAGAGAACUAUAAUAAACACUGUUUUGAGUUUAAUUUAUUCAUAUUUUUUUUUUUAUUAAUCCAAGCAUAUAGUGGACCAAAUCGGCCUUUCAAUAAAGAAUUUGAGAAUACCUUGUAUCAGAGUCACUUUAGCUAAAGCACUUGGAAAAUGUGGUAACCUGACCCAACAGGUGAAAUAUGAACAGAAGUAAUCAUGCAGUAUAUGCAAACUAAUAACUUUGCUAUGUGUCAAUAAAUACUGUUUUAGAUUUAAAGUAGGAGUCAGAAUUACAUUUCUUUUAACAACCUAAGAAAUGUACCACUUCUAUUGAAGAGGUCACAAAAACUGGGGAAUACCAUCUCUGACAACCUCUGUUUCAGCUCAGACUCCACAACAAGCUAAGAUUUCAUUGAUUGUGAGUACCUGGUAUUUUUAAUCUAGGCCUUAGCCCCUUAGAGUCUGCUGUCAAGUUGAGGGUCAGCAGUAUCACAAGUUGAAAAGGAUGGAUGUGGCAGAACAGUUCUGCAAGAGGUAUCAGCUUAAGAUGCCUCAAUAAUGCAUUGGUAAUCCUAAAGAUGAAGAAUAUUCUGACUACCUACUACAAUAACAACUUUGAUAACUUGGUAGGAGCUUUAUACCUGGAGAUUAUAAUUAUUAUUGUCUCUACUUGUUUGGACAUAACCUAAUGCUAAAAUUCACCUGUAAAAAUAUCAACCUGUCAAGAAGUACCAGCCUAUGGGCAGGGAAGUAAUUACAUCCAAUGGAAGUAGAUGUCCUAUUUUGAGCCAUUGAACAUAUUAGAAUGUGGCCUUAUGUUUCCACACUGGGGUAAAAAAAGUAUCCAUAUAUUAAUGAAACUGUUGCAGUAUCACCAGCAGUAACAUCUGGAAAGGUCAAUAAAUUUUGCAUAAAAGACAUAGUUAUUGCAUUGGCUGAUCUGGUAGGAACAUCAAAAACUGUACUGCACUACUAUCCAGGCUUUUCAUAGUUACUCGCUACUGCAUGCCUGAAAGGUCCAUGAUUCACUUACCAGAAAUUAAUUUCUACUUGCCAGGUUGGAGUUUCCACUCGUCAUUGGCUACUAGCGACUGGAAACUUUGAGCCCUUUGUAUAUUGUGCACUUCAGUUGUAUAAAUUUGAGACCAUACUAGGUAUGACUGAUGGGACUUGAAUAUACUACAACUAAUGUGUAUUAAUCAAGUACACAUUGCCCAGAUUGCUGAUGUGUUCACAAUUCCUUAUGCACUGAUGUAAGACUGUAAAGGUCUGAUUCAUAUUUUUUUUCUCUUAUUUUAUGUGUUUUUUUAAAUUCUUCUUUUCAUCUAUUUUGUUUAUUGAGAACAUUAUGAUUGUUAUAUCAUAUUUAUGGUUAUUACUAGAGAUACCAGUCAUAAUGAUUUGUCGAUUUAUCUUUAUGAAUGUAACCUAAUUAUUUAGAAUGUAAUAAUAAUAACAAUAGUUCCUUAUGCACUGGAGAUGUCAUAACAACCCAGAGUUGGAGGAAUAGAAUAUCAGCCUCGUAAGAAAAUGAAUAUACUGGGGAAAUCAUUUAUCUAGCAUCUACUAUGUAAAGAUAUAACUAUUCACCAUGGUUAACUUGUACAUCAGUUAACCAAGGUAAAGAAAUAAAGUACCACCAUCAAUUCUAAGUAUUAAUACAGUCCUAUGGAUUUCAUGUGGUCUCCUACAAGAUUAGCAUAAUCAUUAAUGUGUUCGCAAAUAGGAAUAAAACUGCCAACCAACAAUUAAUAUUUUCCAGAAAAUAUUUUAUUUAAAGCAUCACUAUAGGCUUUUUUUAGCCAAUCCAAUGCUUUCCCAUAGGCACGGGGCGGGGCCAAAUGCUGUUUUGGCCAAUCAGGACCUCCUCAUAGAGAUGCAUUGAAUCAAUGCAUCUCUGUGACGAAAAUUCAGUGUCUCCAUGCAGAACGUGGGGACGCUAAACGGCAGGGCUGCUUACGGUGCAGCACUGAGCCAGGCCAAGUGGAGGAGUGGCCACUUGGAGGUGUCCCUAGGGGCAAUGUAAAUACUGCCUUUUUUCUGAAAAGGCAGUGUUUACAUGAAAAUGCCUGAAGGGAGCUAUUAUACUCAUUAAGCUGUAGUUGUUCUGGUGACUAUAGUGUCCCUUUAAGAUUUCUGAUUGAACAUAAGACUCAGUUUUGAUAAAUAAAAGAGCACUGAGAUAAGUGGAUAGAGGACUGUAUUAGAUAAUGGACAUUGUACUCCUGUGAGAAGAGCUCAGGCAAGGUUCAGCUAGAGUCUGGGGGAAAACAUUCCUUGCUACUAAAUUUAAAAAAAUAAAAUAAUCAUUAAAAGCAUAGUAACUUAUCUUUAAGAACAAACCCUGGUUUACUAGAUACAGUAAUCAGGAUUGUAAACAUUCCAAGGGGUGUUUGAACUUUUCAUAACCUAACCUUGUUUCCUCAGAUGAUUUGUGGAAAUACUGUUUGAGAAGUGGGUCAAUUCUGAGAAGCUAUUUGGGCAGCCUCUUGCAGAAGAUUUUACCUGCUUAGUCUUUACUCAAAUGUUUCCUAAUUAAAAGAAAAAUAAAUCAGGAAUUUAGUAGGUAUUGCAUUUUGCUUUGCGUUGCUUUGGUUGUUAUGCACUGUUUCAUAUAUCAUGUUGCCUACGCAUUGGUUUUAUUUAGAAAUGAGUCAAGAAGAUACUGAGUUGUCUUCAUAGUCUAGGGAAAUGACUUAACUUUUCAAUUUGGCUAUCUAGUAAAAGACGCAAGAAAGAAAGAAUAAAAAGUACCUGCAAGAUAGGACAGGAAGUUUGCAUUCCCUCAUUCCCUCCCAGUUUAUCUUCUACUUCUUUCCGCUUGCCUUGUGCUAUCCCUUAUACACAAUAAUACUAUAUCCUCUGGUGUUGUACCCACUACCCCAGGGGUAGGCAACCACUCGAGGUGUCUUUGCACAGCACUCAAGGCUGCCAGAGCCAAACAGGCUCUGGCCUAUUAGGAGUCCCAGUGAAACUUCAGAUAUCUGCUAAUACGAAAAGGUGGUGAAGGACAAUCCUCAAUUUAUGCAUUGCAGCACAUAGAAGAAGUGAUCUCAGAAUGGGAAUCCACACUGUAGUAGAGCAACCCACAGCUGCUGGUGCAGCUCCUGUCCUUGACCUGUACCUGACGAGCCUGGCCACACUGGAGGAGAAGCCACCCAGACACCUAGAUAUACACAGAAAUGCAGAAUAACCCUGCCCUCAUACAAAUAAUAUGAACAGCCCACACACAAACACACAAUCCGCACAAACUCAACACCACUAACAAUCCACAUACAUGCACACAACUCCACAUGCAGCCUCUCACAUGCAAUACCCCAAAUAGCCCCUCACAUAUACACUACCAAACACACAAUGUGACCUAUCCAUCCACACACACAAUUCCACAAGCAGCCACCAUACACAGCCCACAUUCAUAGGUACCACAACACCACAGACUACUUGUGAACAUAUACACUAUAGCAGCUCAUACACGCACAAAUACAACAAUACAAAGCAACUGCAGUAUAACUAUCACAAGCAGAAUACGGCAACAUACACACCGCAAUUUAAAAAUAUAGGACUGGCUCACUACGGGACAUCACAAUCUUUUUUUGGCACAGUGGUGCUAAAAGGUUGCCUACCCCUGCACUACCCUUAAACAAGCUUUUGUCACACCUGUUUUAAAAAGCAGUGUCUCCACCCGACUGAUACUUCCAGCUUUCGUUCUAUACCCCUACUCCCUUUUACCUCAAGGCUUUUUGGAACAACUUGUUUGUAUCUACCUGACCGAUUUCUUAACUUCAAUCUGGUUUUCACUGUAUUCUACAGAAGCUGCUCUAACUAAAGUGACUACUGAUCUAAUUGUGGCUAAAUCCACUACUCCAUACUAAUUCUGUUUUACUUCUCCUGCAUUUACACUGUUGAUCACACUCACCUUCUUCGCACCAUCAGUCUUUGUGAAACUGUUCCUUCCUGGUUUUAAUCGUUCUUAUCCUGUCACUUACAACACUUCUUCAUUAUAUCCUUUUCUGGCAAUACCUCCCCCUUGAGUUGUCUAAGUAGGAGUCCCUAAAGUCUUUGUCCUUGAGCCCAGCAGCAGAAUUGCUGGCGGUUCAGCCAGUGAGGCCACAGUUGGGCCCCACAAGCUGGGAGGCUCAUCAGCUGGCCCUCUCACUUAGGGCCACCCAAUUGAUAUAUUUGAUGAAGGGCUGGCAAGGCCCUUCAAUAGUGCACCAGACUGGGUCCAUGUGAGAUCAUUAUCUUCUCUGUGCUUACACCUAGAAUGCAAAAAGCUGUGCAGGUAGGAAGAGGAAGAAGCACUGAGAGGGUAGGGGAAGCCUUCUGAAACUCAACAAAUGGGAACAGGAGGGUGGCAAAAAAUAUGUAAAUAGUAACUUGUAAAUGUGUGUGUGUGUUAGUGUGUAUAUGUAUCGUUGAGUCAGUUUAUAUAUCUUUGUCAGUGUGUGUGGCUGUGCAUAUAUCCCUGUAUUCAAACUCCAACACAAGAUACAAAUUAACCCCUGCAAUGAAAUAGCGACACUACAUGCAAAUACACCCCUGCAUGCAAAUAUCAACCCUACAAACAAAUAUAACCCUGCAUUUAAACAUUACACACAAACAACCCCCUGCAUUCAACUUACAAUACUACAAACACACCCCUGCAUUCAAACACCAAUAAUACACACAAAUACUACUUUGCAUUCAAACAUCAACAGUGCACACAAACACAUCCCUGCAUUCAAUGUGUAUGUGUAUCUGUGUCAGUGUAUAUAUAUAUAUAUAUAUAUAUAUAUAUAUACAUGUGUGUGUAUCUGUGUGCAUGUGUGUAUCUGUGUGAGUGGUAGUGCAUUCAAAUGCACACACUACACACAAACACACAACUGCAAUCAAAUGCCAGUUCUACACACAAAUACACCCUUGCAUUCAAAUACCAACACUAUGCACACAUAAACCCAUUUAUUCACACACUCCAUACAAAAAACAUGCAUACACUCAAACACACAGACACUGCUCACAAGUAAAGCCCUGCAAUAUGGACAAAGAGUAGAACCACAGCUGGCAAAGCCUUGUAUGAAUUUUAGGAUAGUUGAGGAUCUACCUUUUGUUCACCCUUGCAUUAGAGGGGAACCAAACAAAAAUGUCUUUCACAAGCCAUCUCCCUACAUUAGUUCUGCAACUACUAGACCACAUUCUGUUAGUUCCUACGAAUUCAAGAUACAUACUGAUACACUUCUUACCUGAUUUUUAAAUACUCAAUCUUUCUUAAACUGAGCUUCUUAUCUUUAUAACAUGAGUUGUCCACUGUCCUUCUCCUUGCAAAUUGAUUGUUGCCCAUCUGCCCAUCCUUUCAAGCUUGCUGCAUUGGUAUUAUCUUUGACUUUGGUCUUACUUUUACAUGCAUGCAAAUAUCAACCCUACAUACAAAUAUAACCCUGCAUUUAAACCUUACACACAAACACCCCCCUGCAUUAAAACUACAAUACUACAAACACAUCCCUGCAUUCUAAUGCACACACUAGACACAAACGCACAGCUGCAUUCAAACACCAAUAUUACACAUAAAUACUACUUUGCAUUCAAAGACCACACCUUGAGUAUGCUGUGCAAUUUUGGGCACCUGUUCUAAAGAAGGAUAUCAUGGCACUAGAAAAAGUGCAGACGAGCUACAAAAUUGAUCAAAGGAAUGGAGCAUUUUAGUUACAAAGAAAGGUUAAAAAAUGUAAAUCUCUUGUUGGGAGAGGAUCAAUCAAAAUGUCUGUUAAAACUAACCUCCUUACAAAUUUAAAGGGAAAUAGUGUUGGAUUGGCCAUACUUUGGAUAAUAUAAGAUAUACAUUUCUGCUCGAUAUGUGGUUUCUCCUCUCUCCUUUGCCACAUUGUUUGUAUAUGUAGAUAUGUAAAUUAAAUGUAUCGUCUUGUUUCUAGUUAAGUGAAAUGUAUAAAGAAAUUUUCCACGGAUUUAUUUUUUUUCCAAAUGGAAGUAACGUUUCCUACCAUUUGUAUGUAAUUGUUGUAUCGUAUUGUCUUUCAUAAAAAAAAAAAGGGGAAAACCUUUUCAAUAAAAAUUAUUUAAAAAAAAUUAAUUUAAAUCUCUUUAGUUUGGAAAAACAGCGCUGCAGAGGGGAUAUGAUAAUGAUAACAUUAUACAAAUAUAUUCGGGGCCAGUACAAACCAUUAUCUGUAAAUCUAUUCAUAAACAGGGCUAUACAUAGGACACAAGGUCAUGCAUUUAGGCUGGAAGAAAGGAGAUUUCAUCUAAGGCCAAGGAAAGGUGUUUUUUUUACAGUAAAAACUAUAAGGAUAUGAAAUUCUCUGCCUGAAGAGUUGGUUUUAUCAGAGUCCAUACAGAUGUUCAAACAGCAAUUGGAUAAAUACUUACAAAAACAUAAAUUACAGGGAUAUAAUUUCUAAUUAGUGGGGUAAUAGCUGCUUGAUCCAAGGAGAUAUCUGACAGCUAUGUUGGGGUCAAGAAGGAAUUUUUUCCUAGUUUGGUGCAAAAUUGGAAGCGCGUCAGACUUGUUUUUUCCCCUUCUUUUGGAUCAACAACAAAAACAUAUGUGAGGAAGGCUGAACUUGGACGCAAGUCUCUUGUCAGCCAUGUAACUCUGUAACUAUAAUACAAAGCUCUUAAUAACUCUACUCCUGUCUUCAUAUUUUCACUAAUUCAUAGGUGCUCCCAACUCUGCCAGUUCUGUCCUCUGUUUGACUUUUAACUCUUUUUCAUACAUAGCCUGGGAUCUACAACUUCUUUAAUAGUUUUCUUUAUAUAUAAAAUGAGCAGUAUUUUGUCUACAAUACGGGGCUGGAAAAAAGAACUCUGCUUCCAAAAUUUGGACAAUUACCACGGUUGGCUUGAAACUGUUUCAAUGAAGCUUUCUUUAAAUAGUAAUUGAGUUUGAUGCCUAUCUCUGAUGUUGUUGAAGUUUAUUAUAUUUAUAGCUUCAAUCUCUUAAGGGAAUUUGUGCAGUGAAUCAUCACACUUAGUUUAAUUUCCUCUCAGGAUUAUACUUUGCCAUCUUCACGCUAUGAUUUCAUUUCUUUUGUCAUAUUGCAACGUUUAUGUAUGAGAAAGUGGUUGUGUCUUUUCCUUCCAGGCAUGUCAUAUUAAUAUAAUUUAUUGUUAAAUUAAAAAGAAACAAUAUUUCUGAACUGGGAGAAGUGAAAUAAUAAAAGGGUAGAUUGAAUGUCACUACCUAGAGCCCCUUGUAGAAUUGUUUUUCCUUAUGCUUCAUGAUGUGCAAUGGGUGCAUCAUGUAAUCUGAUCUGUAUGUUAUCCUCCAGAAAAACAAUGAAGGAAAAAUAUACAACUAGGUCUUUUCAGCAGCAUAUAGUAGACACAAGCAUACAUCUGCGCAAAGCGUGACAAAGAAAGGUUAAAAUAACAUUUGGGGAUGAUCUAUUAGGAAAAUACAACAGUUUGGCUUUGAAGUAAGAUUGCUAUCAGAGGCACCAUUACUGAACAUAAAAAGGUACCAGCAACCUAAAAAGAGCUAUUAUAUCAAAAAUCUACUGACCAGGAUGAAACAUCAUAAAAGAUAUUAAAAAAAAAACAUUUCUGGAAAUUAAAUGGGAUGGCUCUAGAAGAGGGUAGUUAUGGAGCAGUUAUAUUUUAUGGGUAGAAAAUUAGAAAAAAAUUGCUGAUAAUUUAUAAGGCUUAGUAACUUGCCUGAAUUGUAGUCGCCAAGUCAAGAAUAUCUCAAUUGUGUCUUAGCUCACUUGUCAUAUGACAUUACUCACAAGCCUAUAUCCUUAACAUGCAGACUUCCUAUCCGUGAGAAUAAUCCAGAACGUAAAUGCUAAGAGGCACAGCAACCUUCAGAUAAUCAUCUUGGCCCUUCCCAAGACUAAACAUGGUUAUACGGUACCCCUUUAUGCCAUCGUGUUUAUUGAACUACAAAUAUCAGUGGAAUAUAUUUAAUGCAGAUAUUGCACCAUCAUAACCAGGGCUCAUAUCUACACUAACGACAUAGAUACAACAAUCAAGGACAUUCUAAUAAUAUACAGAAUGGGGUUCUAAUGACACUCAGUUGCUACCCCUGACAGUCAGGAGAUACUGCAACACAACCAAAUAAUUAUAGGAAUCGAAACAAACAUUUUUUAACCAUCAGACCUUUUUUGGUAUGUAGGCAACAACUCAUCAUCCACAACUAUCAGGUAACAACUUGUAAAUCCCAAAGUAUUUUAUUUGUUACUGAGCACUAUGCAAUGUACUCUGUAGCGCUUACCCAAUCUUUCAAAUGCUUGGAUGAAUCUGUUUCACCAUAUGUUAUGUUGUAGAUGCAUAUAUUCUCCCACUUCAAACAAGUAUGCGAAUGUUCUGUUCAAAAUUUCCCAUGCAGGAUAGGUGCUAACAGCACGGGACUGAGUUAGGAGCAGUGUGAAAAGAUGUUAAGCAGAUCACCCAAUUCUGCAGGGCUUCAUUAUUCAGCUGGGCUAUUUCAGGUACCUACUCUUAGCAACUACAAGGAUGUGCUUGAAGCAUUGAUAUUUAAGGGAAUUGCAGGACUGUGUCAUGCUGGACAAUAGUUACAUUAUCACAGCUAGUAGGUCUUGGAAUAUAACAUCAGUAUAAGUAUGUAUAGGUAUAAAUGAAGAAUGGUCUGUGUAUUUUCAUAGUUUGUUUUAAUUCUGCUUCUGCUUUGGAUAAAAGCACAUUAGGACCAUGUAUUACUUUUCUUGGUAGGUUCUAAUAUGAAAUAUUCCUUUUAUUUGUAAAAUCUCAUUAUAUUUCCAAUAUUCUGUUCCAAAAAAGUAUUUGAAAACAGGCACAAAAGCUAUUUUUCGUUAGAUAUUACAAUGAAAAGCUAAAAUAUAAAAAGUUGAGUAGGUCUGUAGAGAUCAAAGAAUCUGUAUACAACACAAGGAUAAAUCUCCUGGGCUGCACAACUUCUGCUGAAGGUUUUUCCAUGUGCAGCAUACAUGGCCAUAACCCUAACAAUUGACCAGACCUUACAUUAUAAUGUGUGAUAAUUUUUGACUUAAUGACAUGUAUUAUUUUAUUACAGAUCAACCAACCAUCUUUAUUCAUUCCACUUAUAUAUAUUUAUUUUUUAUUUCUAUUUCAGAUUUCUCUAUCCCAUACAGUGAUGUCAUGGGUGUAAAGAAGUAUCCCUUACUUUUUAAUGUUUCAGUACCUCACCACGAGAUAAUAGUCAUGGCUGAACUUAAGCUGUACAUGCUUGCUCCAAAAAGCAGUGUGAUAUAUGAUGGAGCAGGCAGGAAAGUAACCGUUUAUGAAAUACACAUUGAUGAAGAAGACACAAGAAAGGCAGUGGAACUGUCUUCUAGAUUGAUUUACAAAACCAGCAAUGAGUGGGAAAUGUUUGAUCUUACAGAGGUUGUCCGACGCUGGAGCAAAUCAGAUUUUACAACCCGCAUACUGGAAGUUCACAUACAAAAUCCAGAAAUUGACUUGGAAGAUACUGGAGAAGACAAAUUAGAUAUUGAUGUUAAACCAGAGAGCAGGCAUGAACCCCUGCUUGUUGUCUUUUCAGAUGAUCAAAGUAGCGAAAAGAAGGAGGAGAAGGAGGAACUAAAUGAAAUGAUAAGCCAUGAGCAGGCAUUGGAUGAGAAUGUGGAAUUUGGAGGACAAAAUAACAUGCCCAGUGAGGAGUCCUUGCUACAGAUGAGGUCUAACAUCAUCUAUGAUGCCAGUUCUCGAACCAGGAGAAAUGCAAAGGCUAACUACUGUAAAAAGACCCAACUGUACAUUGACUUCAAAGAAAUUGGAUGGGAUUCCUGGAUCAUUGCACCAUCUGGUUACGAUGCAUAUGAAUGCCGAGGCGUAUGCUCCUACCCACUAACGGAACAUGUCACACCAACCAAACACGCUAUAGUGCAAACACUGCUUCACAUGAAGAAUGCCCAAAAAGCAAACAAACCCUGCUGCGUUGCCACUAAACUAGACCCGAUAUCCAUCCUCUACAUGGAUGCUGGAGUAGUUACUUACAAGUUUAAAUACGAAGGCAUGGUAGUAUCAGAGUGUGGCUGCAGAUAGUACUAGUGGAAGGCUUGGUAAUGGUGCCUUGUCUUGUAAAUUUGUACAUUUUGUAUGUCCUUAUUUAAAGAGUUUAUUUAAGAAUGUGUGUACAGAUAAUAUAUGGGUUUUUUAAAUGCUACUAUUUGGGCCAUCUUAAACGCGGUGCAAAGUAAUAAGGCACUAUCUAUUCUAUUUGAUUUUUGAGCUACGGGGUGUUCUAUUGCUUUGCAGAGCAAAGUAAAAAAGGCUCUCCAACCUCUUCACUGCUGGUCACGUCAUCUCUAAAGGGGUUUAACUGCAACAAUGUUUCCAUGGAGGUAACAAGGCACCCGGCAGCUCAUAACAAGACUGAUCUCUGCUUUAAAAUGCCAUGUUAUUUGGGACACCAUUGGAAAUUUGGUACAAAUGAGUGGGGCUAACAUGUCAUAUUGUUGUCACUGCAUUUAAAUUGAACAUAGAAUGUCCCUUGUGGGUUUGCACAUGAUGGACUUUUCCUUCCCAGCAUCAACGUAAGACUUAAGAUGGCGUAUCCUAAAAUAAUGGUGGGAUGAGUAUGUGAAUCUGGUUAUAGUUAUGUAUAACUGCAGGCUGAAAUAAGAUAUACAGGAAAUCCAUUAAAACUGAUUAUGUAAAAUUACAGCUGUUUCAUGUUCUCAUCCUAUGCUUUUGCAAGGCUUUAUUGAUCCAGGUUAAUCAAGGUGGGCAGCAGAGCAGAAGCAGGCUUAAACAUCUCAAUAGACAAAAUAAAUCAUUUUCCACAGGUACUGGAGAUAAAUUGCAUCCAUCAACCAAGGCUGUUGCAAUAUCUAUAUUAUCUAAUUCCAGUAUCCCUUGUUCCUGUUAAAUUACUGCAAAUCUUUAAUAUGAUUCUCC
Messenger RNA from Pelobates cultripes (western spadefoot toad), 44724 nucleotides. Lineage: Eukaryota; Metazoa; Chordata; Amphibia; Anura; Pelobatidae. The record is from the annotation of a GenBank genome assembly.